Messenger RNA from Pelobates cultripes (western spadefoot toad), 64862 nucleotides. The record is from the annotation of a GenBank genome assembly. Lineage: Eukaryota; Metazoa; Chordata; Amphibia; Anura; Pelobatidae.
CGCGUCACGGCCUGUGUGGCAUGGCUAGAUGUAAGCCGGGCUGAUCAGACAGCGUGCAUUGGAGAGCUCAGUACUGCUAACACUACAAGCAGCAUGGCCGCGUCCAAUAGGCUGGUCCUGGGACCCCUGGUGGGGGCUAUAGAUCAAGGCACAUCAUCCACUCGCUUUCUGGUGAGAGGGCAUGGGGAAUGCAGGCAGGUCAUUUAAAGGGCAGCAUGCCCUGUGAAAGGGCACCAGAGACAAUGCAAGAGCCCAUUGUUUAUGUUAUGUAUGGGAUCAUGUGAGAGCCAUGAAUGUAUGUUAAUAUAGAGAUCAUCACUCUCCCAUACUUGUGUGUGAUUUCCCACCUGCAGUGACACUGAUUUGUAUAGCAUUAUACAUGUCUGUUAGGGCAGUUGAGCCUGUUCCAGUCCCAAACACUAUUGUCUCGUUAGACUGUAGAUUGAGAUCCCUAUUAUACUGAUUUAUGGGAGAGUGACAGCAAGGAUCAUAAAAUUUCACAAUAUGGGCACAUUAGUAUAAUGGAGUGAGCCCAUAUGUAGUAAUAAAAUAAGGUGUAUGUGUUGCAAUGUGUUUAACUUGGCAUUUGCUUUGAUGCCUCUAUCCUCAACAUGCCUGGCAUUUCACUGUAAUUUUCCUAAUAAUGGGCAUGUAAGCUUGGUUAUUUAAAAUCACAAAUGAGAACAUGUAAAGAACAAAUGUAUUUCCCACUUUCUUUUAUCUGUGAUUAAACUGCUGCCCCUUAUUUUACGGUAGUUCGAUCAGUGGUACUAGGUUCGCCUUUAUGACUUUUCAAGAUCCCACUUAUGAAAGUAUCACAUUUGUUCAAUUUUAGGGAUACAGUUAAAUUCUCAGCUGAAUCACUUUACUGUCUUAAGCAAUUUAUGUAGAUUUAUGAUGAAUACCAUUGAUUAGGGAAAAAACCUCUGCUUCUAAGAAAUACUUGGAAGAAUAAUAUACCUCUCCAUAGUCACAGAUUUGCAGCCCUUGAAAUCAAGUGUUUGAUGAAAAGCAAUGAGUUGGGGUAGAACAAGUUGUGUGGUGCCAGUAAGUAUUGUUCUGUGUAUUUGAUAGAAACUCACAUUGAAUGUCAUCGAGAGAAGCGCUGCACAUGGUGUGCUGAACACUUUCUCCUGAAGACCUUUUAGUUUUCAAAUGUCUUGAUGUUUGUCGUCAUCACGCAUAGCAUGAUGACACCAAACAGGGCUAAUGUUUCUCAUGGGGAUGCAAUUGAUCCAGUGCUUCUGAUAGUGAAGCACAGGAUUAGUUGAGCUUGGGGAUUGCUGUGUUUGUGUCAUAGGUCUGUUUGAAAGGCACUGGAUUAGAUCAGAGAUCUUCAGUUCUGAUGGUCUCACUUUGGGAGGAGUGGCUGCUGUGAGAAUUUUAAAGGGAAAAACAUCACCUGACACGUGCUCAUGUAUGCUGGCAAUUGCAGCAAAAUAGUUGAAGGAACACUAUAGGCACUUUAACAACAUCUUCUUAUUGAAGUUGUUAUAGUGCCAUAAAUAUGCUCGUUUGUCCAAGCCUCCAAUUCACUUUACUUCUUUUAUUCUACGGCUUGGAAGUUUGGUGGAUAGCAACACUCUCUAGUGCUCUGAUUCAGAGAGGCGGUAAUUAUACUUCCCAGCUAGUACCAGAGUUGUUGACAUCAGUAGCGUACUGACUAUGUAGGACUUGCAUUCAUUGCUUAUCAAGAAUGAGCAGCUGUAAGUGUAAUGUAUAGUGCAAGAAUUGAGUGGCGAGUUGAGCUGUCCUCUCGCCCCUCGUGAACAUGCUUGCUGUGUGUAUUCACUGCUUCUUAUACGGAAGCAUUGUGUUGUGUGCUUCUCUAUAAGAAGCACUGAAGUGGCGAAUUACCACACAUACACUUUUGGUACUCAGUGCUUCUGUAUGAGAAGUAUUGUAUUGCACUAAUCUCAUCACACUUGAUGACUUCAAAGGUGCGGAAUGCUGUAAUUGGACUGCUGCAAGUCCUGGAAUAAAGGUAAGUAAAUGUUUAGAUGAUGCAAAAAAUAUAAUUAAUAAAAAUGACAUCUAAAAGUUGUUUUUAAAAAAUUUAAAAAGUCGGUAUUGUGUUCAUUUAAUGAUCACUAUUGAGCAUAGACCUGUAAAUCUUUUAGAAUUAGUGCAUUUCCCAAAUAUCCAGACCCUUAUCUCCUAGAUACCAAUUCAUUGUUUGUUUAUAUAAGCAGCUGUUUAUUGAUUUUUAUGGCUAAUACGUAUAUUGCUAAUGAUUGUUCCUGUUUGCGGUGUUAGGCAGUUUCAAGGUUGCUACCCAAUUCUAAAGAUCAACUUGCACUUAUGGCUAUCCAAACAAGUUAUCUUGAAAACAAAACAUACUAUCUGUUUUAUGUGCUGCAAUACUGUAUUUUUCUUGGUUCAAUGAUUUUUCUUCAAUACAGUAUUGUGUAGUCUGUUGUGAUCAUACCAGUACAUCAGAGAACUAGAAACGUAUAGUUUAAAUUUACUAAACUAGGAAUUGCAGAGAAUUGACAAGGGAAUUCCAAAAGAUUCAGAUUGCAAAAGUUAUCCACCUAUUUCUCCAGCUAAGAUUUUUUGAACUUACAUUUCCAAUUCCCUUCCAUUUCUCUGCAGUGCUCAGCUUUAUGAAUAAACUGCCUGUCCCUCUUUCUGUCUCUGUGUGUCUCCUUUCAAUUUCUCUUUACCUGUAAUAUGCUCUUACUGGUCUCUAUCAGUAUACUUCAAGAGCAUGUGUAUUAGAACAGUACAGAUUUUGCAACCUUGAACUAUAUAUAGUACAUACUCCUUCCACACUGGCAAACAUUAAAGGGAGACUAGGGUUAACUGAGAGGUUUUUGUUUUUUCCUGGCCCUUGCAGAUACCCAACAAGGAAUAUUCAGAGAUGGGUAUCGUGUUUGUAUUCUAUCUGUCUCUGUCUAUUUAAUGAUUACUGUUAAAAGGAAGGGGCCAUCUGCAUUCCAGAGUGACCCUUUUAAUGAAGUACACAGGUGUGAUGCUUGCAGUCAGUGUGCCUUUUUAAGUUGAUUACUUCUGUGGAUUAACCUGAAUACAUUAUCCCUUUUUGUUUUCAAAACUAAGAUUAUUUGUUCUGUAAGCAUUUCUGCAGGCGAACUUUGACCCUCUGGUAAAUAUUAGAUAGUGUCUUGUCUGCAGGUUAAAGUUCCAUGUUAAAUGUUAGCUCCAUGUGCACACUAUAGUUUCAGAUAUGUUCUUGCUAAGGAUACACUGCUUUUUUUUACAUAGUCCUACAUAUCCUUCAAAAUGUAUACUGUACCUGUAUAUUUUAAUAAUAUUGAAUCAGGUGGAUGCCAUGUAAUGGCACACUAGAUGCAUCUGUGUGUUAGACUUUGUCUCCUUGGGUCAUAGUUAUUAACGAUUGAGGAAAAAUAAAUUCCAGGAACAUUUUGAGUAUGGACAGUCCAGUAAACGUAUUGUGAAAGCUUUUCAUACCCAGUAUUCAGUACAUUCAUUUAGCCCAUACAUCCCAACUAUACCUCUUUAUGUCUCUCGUUUCUAGGAGUUCCAUAUUGUUGCUGUGUCUGAGUCUAUAACAGAUCUCCACAGCACUAAUAAAUGCAGCAAUGUGUCUUUAAACUACAAUACACGUGUUUAGAAAUCAGUCUGUGUAAAUAAGAUGCAUUGGUCUUGUUCUAAAUUACAUUUUAGUUUUAUAUGUUAUUAGUAAGUCACCUAAAUUUCUCAGAAUGGCCCUGUCCCUGACCAUCCCCCUAAUCACACCUUAGAUUUAAAGUGUCCCUAUUUGGCCAUUUUAAAUGUUGGGAGGUAUGAUUUGCACCUCACAUGAGACAGAGACAAUGUUGGCUGCACUAACUGAGAUUCUCCACUACAGGUUUUUUUUUUUUUUUUUAAAUUUAUAAGACCCUCUUGCUUUCCCCUUAUUUUUGGGGAGUCAGACCACCUCACACAGGAUUACUACUUUUUAAAAACAUUGGUUUUGGUUGAAGUAACCCUUUAAUACUCAAACGGCAAAAUUCAGGCUAAAGAAGCCAGGCUGUGACUCUAGCUGAGAUGGAGAUUUUUUUUUUUUUUUCUUCAAAAUCCAUUACUGUUCCAUUACUACAAUCUUUUCACUUAUACAAAGUGAACAUUGAGGUUUUUAGAGGUCACUUACCUCUACCAUACCCCAAAGCAGGCAUUGACACCACGAAGGGACUAACAUGCCAAUAUAAGGGGUGUGUUAGCCUGGUGGGAACGUAUAAAAAUAUAACGGGAAGAUGAGCUUGAUCGAGCCAUUAAAGGGACACUAUAGUCACCAGAACAACUACAGCUUAUUGAAUUUGUUCUGGUGAGUAGAAUCAUUACCUUCAGGCUUUUUGCUGUAAACACUGUCUUUUCAGAAAAAAUGCAGUGUUUACAUUACAGCCUAAUGAUAACUUCACUUAGAUAGCUGUUAGAGAUCCUUCCUGGGUCAUUGCUGCCUAAAAUGCAUCCAAACAUUCAGUGUCUCCUCCCUCUGCAUGCAGACACUGAACUUUCCUCAUAGAGAUUCAUUGAUUCAAUACAUCUCUAUGAGGAGAUGCUGAUUGGCCAGGGCUGUGUUUGAAUCAUGCUGGCUCUGCCCCUGAUCUGCCUCCUUGUCAGUCUCAGCCAAUCCUAUAGGGAAGCAUUGUGAUUGGAUCAGGCUACCACUUCUGAUGAUGUCAGCACACUGCUUGUUUUUCUGAGUCUUAACAGCAUUCAGAGUUACAGCUUCCAGCUUGUAUACAGUAAUUUUUUUUUUUUUCUAUAUAUAUCUAUCUUUAUGGAGGCAUGAGGGGCCUAUGGGCUAGAUGGUGGUUUUAACACUAUAGGGUCAGGAAUACAUGUUUGUGUUCCUGGCCCUAUAGUGAUCCUUUAAGGACUGCCCGUAUGCAGAGCAUUUCUAAAGUGUUCUGCCCAUGAGUUGGUUACCCUAAGAGCGCUGUGUGCAGUUUCAGCUCAACUAAUGAUUUGCUUGCACUGAGCUUGCCAGGAUUAGUUCGAUGCAAGACACUUGGGAACUAACUCAGGAUGCCUGGGAAACCAAGACUCUUCCACUGUACUCCAUAAACUUGGUAGGAAUGCUAUACAUAUACUGCACAUAUGUUUAUAAAUAAAGACAAUUCCCUGUGCAUUACAUAUACAAUAUUGCUCAUAUUGUAAUCUACUAAAUCCAUGUAUACUCUAUCCUCAGAACCUCAGUGACAUAAAUGGAAAGCAACUUUUAGAACUUAUUAAUUACCAAAAUACAAAAAUUAGACACAGGGGGCAAAUAUGCGACGGUCUUUGGAAAUGUGGAACAGUUGUGUAGUAUGUUUAUUGCUGUGCGAAUGUGUAUAUAUAUUUACAUCACUGUGAGUAAUGCUAUUUGUCAAUACCCAGUUCUGACAUCUGAUAUGAAUAAAACCUAUUUCCUCUAAUAUCUUGGCAAUGUUUACAGCAAUCAUUUCCUUAGUAGUUGGAGAUCAUGCGACAAUGUUUAUGUAAAUUUGAAUUCCCGAUUGACAACUGCAUAUGUCACCAGUCUCCGAUGAUAAUUACAGGGAUUCUAUUAUGCGUACUCUCAUCUUAUGUCCAACAUUCUACACAUUGUUAUAGCCAAGACUUGGUUUAGAUUUAUUUUGUUCUAUUUUAUGAAAUCUACCCCUUUGUGAACAUUGCUGCAGUAUUUUAAGUAACUGUUUAUGGAUUUCCAGAGCUGCAUGACAGUAUUAAAUGGCACACAUUGAACAAAUAGUAAAAGCAUUCACAAAGUACACAAGAUGGAAAUAUUCUGUAUAGCGUUUAUUCCGUAAACAAGAAAGUAAAAUUCUGUAUUUCAUAGAAUACCUAGUUAAAGGAGCAUUCUGAGCAUCAUAACACUACAUCGCUCUGUAGUGGUUAUGGUACUUGGAGUGUCCUUACACCCCACCCCUUUAUGUAUCGUCAAACUGUUUUAGAAUGAUUUGACUUAUUUCCUGGGGUGUGCCAGGCACUACUACUUGCCUAUCAGGAGAGCCAGAAGCUCCUCAAAAAAGUUAAGAUUUCUCUUGGUUUUCUUGAGCAGCGCCAGCUCGUUGGUGGAGAGUGUCAGCUGAUCACUACCAGCCAACGAGAUAAGCAGUGCAACAUCAGGCUUCUGGCUGGUCUGGAGGCUGUAGGGGAGACAGAGAGGCGCCCGGUGAAACCAUGCAAAAUAAAAUGGCUUGACUACUUAAGUUGGGGUGGUGGGUACCAGAUCAUGCAUAGCACCAUAACCACUACAGAGAAUAAAAUCAUAUUUUUCUUUAUUAUAUCAAUUUCUAUUGAAAUCGGGAUUUUUUUUUUUGUAAAAUGGAAAAUUAUUGAUGAACUCUUCACACAAAAUUUCAGCAAAUGGAAUUUUCCAAGGAUCUGGAGUGUUCCUUUAAGCCUUAAAAGAUACGUAGAGGCCAGCACAGUAGCUACUGAAGAUCCAUUUCCUUUUUGUCCUGCAAUUAUUUACGUGUUAGUAUUUUGCAUUGUCUAAUGUAGCUCUAGCAGCCCAUCCCAGAAAAGAAAGGAAACACGUUUUUAAAGGGAAGCUCUCUUAGAGAAGCAUUGAGGGCAAAUCACAAGGCUAAGAUUUUCAAAGAGAUAGGUGGUUUUAUUGAGGUUUAGUUAUGCUUAUUAAAGGCACACUAUAGCAAUCAGGAAUAAAAAUGUGUAUUCCUAAUGCUGGUGCCCUAGUUGUAGUACAGGUACAGGGAUAAAAAGGCAGCACUGGUCUCCAGCAUUCCGCUCCACCUCUUUGGUUGAGAUCGAUUUAUCUUGACCAAUCCAAUGCCUUCCCAUAGGAAUGCAUUGGGAGGCUUGUGUGAAUGCAUACAAUAUGAUAGUCACUAGAGGAAAGUUAACCCUGCAAUGAAAACCUUGCAGUUCCUGCAGAAUGGAAUUGUUUUCAACUGCGUGGUUAAAUUGUUUGGGGGCAGGUGCGGCAAUGCACCCAGACCACUUAAUUGAAAUGAAGUAGUCUGGGUGCCUUUUUGAGUCCCUUUACCGCUGUGUUCGUUCAUGUUAUGUUAUUGGGUAAUUUUUGUCCAUUGAAAAGGAACUUUCUAUACAAAGUUAUUAUUAACUAAAGUUCUUAUCAGGCGUAGCCAGCCAGAGGAUAAGGUUUACUGGAGUUGAGUUGCCUCCCACCAACCUCAGCCAGAAUUGCAAUGAGCUUGGUGGGAGUUGUUUCACAGUUUGAGACCUAUAUUCCCAAAAUAAUAAUUUGGGUGUAUUAAAGGAGCACCGUAGGGUCAGGAACACAAACAUGUAUUUCUGACCGUAUGGGGUUAAAACCACCAUCUAGCCACCCUGUCCCUCUCAUGCCUCCCUAAAAAGAGUAAAAUCUUACUUGUAUUCACGCCUGAAGCUGCUGGCUCUGCCCUGUCUGCCUCAGACCAGCAAGCAGUCUGCUGACAUCAUCAGAAGUGGUAACCUGAUCCAAUCACAGUGCUUCCCAAUAGGAUUGGCUGAGGCAGAUCAGGGGCAGAGCCAGCAUGAUUCAAACACAGCCCUGGCCAAUCAGCAUCUCCUCAUAGAGAUGAAUUGAAUCAAUUAAUCUCUAUGAGGAAAGUUCAGUGUCUGCAUGCAGAGAGAGCAGAUACUGAAUGUUUGGAUGCAUUUUAGGCAGCCAUGACCCAUGAAGGAUCUCUAAUAGCCAUCUGAGGAGUGGCCAGUGAAGUUAUCACUAGGCUGUAAUGUAAACACUGCAUUUUCUCUGAAAAGACAGUGUUUACAGCAAAAAGCCUGGAGGUAAUGAUUCUACUCACAGAACAAAUUCAAUAAGCUGUAGUUGUUCUGGUGAUUAUAGUGUCCCUUUAACUUUUUUUUCCUUUGAUCUCCAUUAGGAGCUUUGACAAUAUGUGUAUAAUUCCCCCAGUUAAGGUUAGCCUGUCUGCUAUGUCUAUAGGUUUUUGCCCAUUCGGAACAUGGCCAUUUAGACUUUAGAGGAUAACUUCAUACGUGUUAAUACUUUAACAUCUCAGAAUUUAUGUAAACUUGAUUUAUUUUUAUUUUUUUUCAGCAUUACAUUUUCCUUGGCUUUCCAGCAAUAUUGUCCAACUGUAUCAAUUUCUAAAUGAUGUGCCUGCUAUCAAAGCAGUCUAAAAUAGUCUUUUUUAGAACAAUUCCAUAGGCGUAACUGAGCAUUUCCAGUGAGCAUCACCUUGUUUUGCUUUAUUUAAUCAUAUAUUUUUCCCACAUACAACAAUCUGGGCUUAAUGCCAGUGAUUGCUUCUAAUUACUGUUCCACACCAACACCAGAGCAAACAUGUAGACCUUUUAAUGGUACCAUAAUGACGUUUCAGGAUUUGAUAUCCUUAAUGGCAUGUUAGUGGCUGUCAUGGCAAGAUAAAGCAAGGUAGUUUUGAUAAGGCCUUUAUUCAGUAUUAAAACUAUUGCUUACUGAAUGCAUUUAUUAUUGAAGCUGAAUGUCCUGUAUGGUAUAAGAGCUUGCAUCUGCAUGUUUCUUUAAACAAAUGGUACAAUUUGUAUGUCCUUAUAGUGCCUCUCUUCCUUUUGCUUAGUGAUUAUUAUUAUUAUUAUUAUUAUUGCCAUUUAUAUAGCGCCAACAGAGUCCGUAGCGAUUUACAAUAUUAUGAGAGGAGGGAUUUAACUAUAAAUAGGACAAUUACAAGAAAACUUACAGGAACGAUAGGUUGAAGAGGACCCUGCUCAAACGAGCUUACAGUCUAUAUAGGAGGUGUCGUAUAAGACACAUUAGUGAUGAGCUUAAAAGGUGAUUGUCACUUUACAAGAUAUUUAAAGGCAUACUGCAUGCACUGUGACUGCUUUAACCUUUGUUGGGAAUAAAGGGGUCACCUAAUCAUUGUCAAAUUGUUUUCCUAACGCUUUUAAUGCUAAAGGAGAAUCCCCUCUGGUCCAUCCUUUCUUUGCUGCUUAUGCUAAUGAGGAAGCGGCAACGAGCAGCUGUGAUUUGGCUGAGAGUGUCAGUUUAUCCUAUCAAGGCACUUAUUCCUGGUAUGAAUUGGAAUGAGCAGAACGAAGUGGGUAAUUUCUGCCUUUGCCAUACGUUCAGUGGGAGCCAGGCAAUCAGAAGCAUUGGGCCCUUAUUUAUUGUUACACUGCUCAAAAGUGGUUUACUACUUGAAGAGAGUGCCAGAAGACUCCAGGCAGUAUAUCCACUUAUAAUUUUAUGAUUUAUAUAGCGCCAUCACAUUCCGUAGCGCUGUACAAUGGGUGGACUAACAGACAUGUAAUUUUAACCAGACAAUUGGACGUACAGGAACAGAGAGGUGGAGGGCCCUGCUCAAUGAGCUUACAUUCUAGAGAGAGUGGGGUAUAGUGACACAAAGGGUAAAAGUAGGGGUACGAAGUAGGUUGUUAGAAAAGUAUUCAUUGAGGGCUUAGUAAGUAAUUUUUGACAGUUGCAAGAGAGGAGUCAUGGGGGUUUGGGGAUAAAACCUGCUAACAGUUGAUGUGCUUUUUUUGAAUGAGUGGAGACUGGGUGAAAAUCUUACAGAGAAGGGAAGGGAGUUCCACAGAAGAGGUGCAGCCCUGGAGAAAUCUUGGAGGCGAGCAUUAGAGGUGGGCGUAUGGACAGAGGAUAUACGUAGGUCUUUGGCAGAGCAUAGGGGCCUCGACGGGACAUACUUGUGUAUUAGGGAGUAUAGGUAGGUUGGAGCAGCAUUAUGUAGGGACUUGUAAGCAAGCACCAGAGUUUUAAAUUGAGCCCUAUAUCUAACUGGAAGCAAAUGCAGGGACUGACACAGUGAGGAGGCGUGGGAGGUGCGAGCGGACAGGAAAAUGAGCCUCGCCGCCGCAUUCAGACAGCAGUGCAAUCUGUGAACAUGUAAGACCAGUGAGAAUGGUAUUGCAGUAGUCAAGGCGAGAGAGAACAAGAGCAUGGACCAGCACCUUAGCCGCAUCUGGGGUUUAAUAGGGGCGGAUGUGCGCUAUGUUUUUGAGAUGGAAGCGACAGGAUUUGGCGAUUGAUUGGACAUGAGGUGUGAAGGAGAGGUUUGAGUCAAAAAGAACACCCAGGAGGGAGGAAAGACCAGAAGUUCUGUUUUGGACAGGUUGAGUUUAAGGAAGUGAGCAGCCAUCCAGUUGGAAAUCGAAGAGAGGCCGUCAGAGACACGAGUCAAAAUGGGCAGAGAGAGAUCAGGAGAGGACAGGUAGAUUUGCGUGUCAUCCACAUAGAAAUGAUAACAGAAGCCAAAGGAGCCGAUGAGUUUACCAAGGGAGGCAGCAUAGAGAACAGUAGGGGACCAAGGACAGAACCUUGAGGCACGCCGACAGAGUGUGGUUGGGGGUGGGAGGCAGAGAAAGAAACACUGAAAGAUCGCUGGGAGAGGUAGGAGGAGCACCAGGAGAGAGCAGUAUCCCGUAGACCAAAAUUACGGAGAAUGCGAAGAAACUGUUGAUGAUCAAGUGUCAAAGGCAGCAGAAAGAUCAAGGAGAAUUAGGAUCGAGUAAUGGCCACGAGAUUUAGCAGCAAUUAAAUCGUUGGGUACUUUAGUCACAGCCGUUUCAACAGAAUAACCAGCGCGGAAUCCAGACUGAAGGGGGUCAAGCGGAGAGUUUGAUUCGAGAAAGUCAGUCAGUCUGGUGUACACAACUCUCUUGAGGAUCUUGGAGGCAAAUGGCAGUAGCGAGAUACGGCGGUAGUUGGAUGGGGAGUUGGGGUCAAGGCUGGGCUUUUUCAGAAUCUGGUUUACAGUGGCAUGUUUGAAGGGUGAGGGAAAUGUGCCAGAGGAAACGGAGAGGUUGAAAAUUUUAGUGAGAGGGAGACAAAAUGCGGAUGAGAUGCGAGGGAAUAGGAUCAAGGGAGCAGAAACCUCUUCUGCUGUAGCAGGUGUGAAUGAGUUUAAAAUGGUGGAGGGAGUUUAGUUGGGUGAUGUAUUGGUAGGGGAAGGAGAGAAAUUAGCGAUCUCUUCUCUGAUUGUAGAGAUCUCAGUGAAGUAAGAUGCAAAGUUUGUGGCGGAAAAGGUGGUAGAAGGAGGGGGAGUAAAAGGGUGAAGUAGAGCAUCAAGUGUGAAAUAGGUGUUUUGGUUGAUGGGACAGUGUACUUAUGAGGGUGUUAAAGUAAUUUACUUUUGCAGCGGUAAAUUACUUUUAUGAGAUGCAAUAAUUAUAGUGUCUACUGUGUCCCUUUUUAAUGUUAUGUUCAUUUAUCAGUCAUGUAUAAGAAAUAAAAUAUAUGAAAAAUAAAAUUAAAUGUAUAUGCACCUGUAUUUACUUCUGAGAAUGAAGUGUCCCUAUCGUGUCUCCCGGUCAGUUACUGUUAUAAGUUCUGCCCUUUGGUUUAGUUUAGCAUGCUCCGGUUUCUACUCCCUUAAUGUAAUGUGUGCUUUGACUGGGCAGGACUAAUCUGCAUUGUGAUGCCAAGUGGCACCUUUUUAAUAAGAAUGUGUAUUAUUUGAAAAAUGUUAUAGGUAAUAUCCAUUGGUGUGUUUUGCAGAAAAGUGACAAAUUACUUUUAAAUAGUAUUUCCUUACUACUAGCCACCCAACUCUACUUGCUGUAAAACAAAAUGAUCAGAUUUCCAACAUAAGUUUAACCCCUUCCCGACCGCAGAUGCAUUGUGUAUGUCCGACAAAAAAGUCCCUUAAUGACGUCCAUGGCAAAAAUCACCCCUACGCUUACCUGGACCGAGUCCACAGCAGUCCCCCUGCAGCAGCUCCAUCAACCACGGCCCUCCAAGGCCAUGUGAUCACCAUGAUCACAUGGCCGCAAUAGCAGUCUAUGGUGCUGCCAGCAGGGGGACUGUCUGAGCUGUCAGGCUGUCUCCCAGACAGCUAAAAAGUUAAAGAAUUAAAUAAAAUAAUAAAAAAUUAUAUAUUUUAUAUUUGUAUAAAAUAAAUGUAAUGCAUUUUGUAAUAUAUUAUUCGUGAAUCCGGAGAUUCAGAAAUGCUAAUUUUCGGGGUAUUACUGUACAUAAUUAUUUGAUUUUUAUUAAUUAUAGUUUAAAGGACCUGCCUGACAACCCAGGCAGACCGUCCAGAGAGUUUAAUUGGCAAGCCCUUUAUUUAACCCCCGUAACUUUCCUAAACACCUUAAAACCUGUACAUGGGGCGUAUUGUUAUAAUCUGGAGACUUCACUGAACGCAAAUAUGAGGUGUUUUUUUUUUUUUUUUUUAAAGUAAAACUUAUCACGACGAUAUCACCAGUAAAAGUGCAGUUUUUGUGUAAAAAAAUAAAUAAAAAUAAAAAUAAACAAAAACAAUAAUGCAAAAACCUAAUAAAAAUGCUAACUUUUGGCCAACAUUUGUGACUAAGUGGCUACUACAAAAUAGUGGAAAUACCCCAGCCAGGGGCGGUGUGGCUAGGGCUGCAUAAACAGAAACAAAGUGAUUUAACUCCUAAAUGACAGUGAAUUGAGCAGUGAAAUUGCAGGGGUUGGGAUUAAGUGGCUAGUAAUAAAGACUGAAUAUACCCCAUUUUGAAUACACUGGGUUGUCUACUUUUACAAAUGGUAUGCCAUGAUGGGGUUAAUUUUCAUUCCUGGGCUGGAAAGUGUUAAAAUACCACCAUUUGAAAUGCCCUUCUUUUCAAAAAUAUAUGGUUUGGGGGUAAAUUUACUUUGGCCGGCUUCAAAAAUGUCCCAAAUAGGGCAUGGGUGCAUGAUGACCAGCUGUGAAAAUUCCAAAUUGGAAAACUGGAAUGUGCACCCUCCAAAUAAGGUCUUUUAGCCCCCAGAGAACCCGGCACACCUUUUCAUGGGUGGUAUCACUAUACUCGGGAGAUGUUGCUGAACACAUAUUGGGUUGUUCUUUGGCAGUAACCCUUAAAGUUCUCAGUACAUGUAGUCUUAAAUUGCCAUGUCUGUCAAAAAAAAUCCCCAAUUUAAAAAAAAAAAAAUCCCCAAUUUUUAAAAAGAAAAAAUUGAAAAUUUUUUUUUAUUUGGCAUAGAUUGGUGGUAAAAUGGUUGCAUGAAAAGAGUCAAAAUACCCCAAGUUUAAUACCUUAGGUUGUCUUCUUUUAAAAUAUAUAUACAUGUGAAGGGUUAUUCAGGGAUUCCUGACAGAUAUCAGUGUUAGAAUAUAACUUUCGUUAAUUUUGGGAAAAAAAGUGCUACUUGUACUUGUUGCCCUAUAACUUGCAAAAAAAAAAAAAAAAAGCUAAGAACUUGUUAACAUUCUGUAUUUCUAAAAUCAGGACAACAUUUUGAAACUAAUGGGUGUUUUUGGGGGUCAAAGUCCGAAAAAAUGUGUGUUUUUAAAAUAGUUUCAUUAUAUAUAAUGGUAUAUUUAGGAAGACCAUUUAAUGAGAGAAAAAUAAUAUAUAUUGUGUGGGUACAGAAAAUGAGUAAGAGGAAAAUUACGGCUAAACACAAACACAGCAGAAAUGUAAAAACAGCUCUGGUCCUUAACGGUAAGAAAAUUGAAAAACGGUCUGGUCACUAAGGGAUUAACAACAUCUUCAGAGGCGAAACUAGAAAUCACAGGGCACUGGUGCAAGAAUCAAAGCAGGGCCCACCUUGUGCUCUCACUGAUACAUUUACUGACACACACUUACUAACAGACAUGCUGCCAUUGAUGCGCGCGCGCACACACACACAUGCUGUUUAACCACCACACAUUCCCAGUGACAAACACACUCACAAAUACACAUACACUGACAGAUGCACACACUCACUGAUUUGACACACACUGAUUUGAAACACACAUGCUCACUCUUUUCACACACACACAUACACAUUCUCUCUCAAACACACACACACACACAUUCACAAACUAAUUUCAUCUAUAGUUGUGUAUAUUCUAUUUUUUUAUUUUUUUUUGAGGCCCACCCAGCCUCCCUACUUUUGGGAGAGCUGGUGUGGGUCCUCCUUUCACUUUAGUCCUGGUGUUCUUUAACUGAUUUAAUCUUCUUGAUCUUCACUGCUCCCUCGUGCGCUGUUUAGUAAUGUCGGAGUGACGUCAUCCGGAGCAUUGCAAUGGUUACAGCUUGUGGGUUCUCUCUACCUCCCCUGUCGGCUGCCGCAUUACAGUGCCAGUGGGUGGGUAGAUCUCUGAUCUCUCUUCCGGUCCAUAAAGGCAUACUCCAACACACCAACAAUAUGAAACUACUAGAAAAGAUGGACAUUAGGUUACAAAAGAGAGACCAUGGGAUUUGUGCCCACAAUAGGGACUAUCCCUACUAAAUAGGGACAGUCGAAAGGUAUGCAUAUGAAUACAUAUGUGAAAUUUCUAAUUAUUCACUACUAUUUACUGAUUUGAUAUUGAAGAUAUGGACGACUUUUUCUAGUUCUAGAUAUAUGCUAUCAUUUGACAAACAAAUUUAAAAGCAAUCUACUUUUUUGUAAGACCUCAAGCAAUAACUAACUUUUUAUUUCCCUUUGUUUUUGUUUUAUUGUAGGUAUUCAAUGCAAAAACAGCAGAACUUCUUAGUCAUCAUCAAGUUGAGAUAAAACAGAAGUUCCCUAAAGAAGGGUAAGAAAUAAAGAAUUAAGCUUUUUACUUUUAACGAAGCACAUUAUUUGGCAAAUAAGCAAAUUAAAAAAACUUCAACUGUCUUAUGUUCAUAUUGUAUCCUUGUAUAUACAAGUUAAAGCUUUUAGUUACUGUUAACAAGCGCUGAUUUUAAAUAUAUCUCUUUUCUCUGGUUAAAAAAAAAAACAACAAAAAACAUUAAAGAGCUCUUAAUAUAAUUUUGCAAAUUCCAAGAAUAAUUCUGCUCCUGUUUUUUUUUUUUUUUUUCCAAAGUGAUAUUUUAUUGUAUUUUAAAACAAGUUAUUGGGGUAUGGAAACGUGAAAAUCGGGAGAUUAGUCAAAGGGGUAAAGGUACAUAUUAAGCAUCUGUGGCCACAGCUUUUCAUACAGCAUGGUAAUAAACAUGCACUAGGACAUCAGUAGCACAACAUUAGGCCGUUCUCCCUGAAGCCGAUCUCUGGCUACAUCUUCGUGGCCCGGUCACUAUGACCAUGCCUUGGUUUUCCGCUAACACACACACUGCAGUAUACUGCCCUGCUCAGUUGUGUGUAUUUUUUUUUUUUUUUUUUUGAUUGUGGGGGGUCAAUAUAGGACUAAAUGCAGGGUGUAUGCCUGCAUCUAUUAUCUUUGUAGUAAUUGGUGGGCUUUUGGGAGUACCCUUUGUAUGCUGCACUGUUUGUAAACUGUAAAAAUCUCGUAAAGCUUUCUAGCGACCUGCAGCCCUGUGGACAGUGAGUUGAUAGGUUAGUGGUGGGGUGUACACGGGGAAUACAGCUAUAUACUGUGUGGGUACAAUGUAGGUAACUCUCAUUAGGACUACCUCCUCCUUCUAUGGUGCUAUUAAUUUGCGAAUACGUCGUAAAGCCAGCUCAAGAGCAUGUUCUUGACCAUUUCGUAACCCCUUUAAUACAAGUAGUUUGCAAGAAAGCUAAACAGAAUCUGAGAAUUUUAGAAUAAAUAGCAUGUAACAUAGCUUUAUAGAAUUUCCCCCCCACAUAUUUUUUUUUCUUUUUCAAAUUGAAUUGUAUAUAAAAUAAUUUUACCUUUGCUGACUACAGCAUUAUGUGUGUAUGUAUAUGUAUAUAUAUGUGUGUGUGUGUGUGUGUGUGUGUAUAUAUAUAUAUAUAUAUAUAUAUCUCCCAUUUGCACUCCGUUCUAAGGUGUGUGUGUAUGUGCAAUAUAUCCAGUGAUAUAGAUAUAGUUAAAUAUCUAGAUAUAUAUUAGUGUUUGUAUGUUGCCACAUUACCAUGAAUUUGGCCAUACCAUAUUACCCUCACACUGCAGCCAUGUUUUCUCUAUGGACACGCACACACUGAUACACAAACGCAUUUGUACACUUUGAUACAAACAAGUAUGUGUAUGUCUGGCAUUUUCUAACCAUGUAUGUACUUGAGAGUGUCUGACAGAUAGUGUCCUUGUGCAUCUGUGAGUGUAUCUCCGUGUCUGGAUUGUAUAUCUGUGCCUGUGCGUUUUCAGUAUAUCUCUCUGUCUGGGAGCAAAUGAGUGUGGGGGGAGCUGCUUGCAGUGUGUCUUGGCUACGGUGGAGGCUGCUUGUGGUUUUGAAGUGUGCGUUGUGGUUAUGGCAAGAUUGUGCGUAAGCGAUGACUGUGCCUCUCUGAUAGUGGGGGGGCUACGUGUGCGAGGUGCCUGUGUUUCUUUGUCCAGCUCUACACUGUUCAGUGUGUGUGUGUGUGUGUGUGUGUUUUUUUUUUUUUUGCAAUAGCCCUCCUCUUACUUACUUUCUAUGCAAGCAGGGAGGCUCUAAUCUUGAUUCCCUGGGCGUCCAGUGGGCUCCCUUGUGGUCUUCCAGGCAGGUCUGCACCUCUUGCUCAGUGCAGAUUCCUCUGAAUACUCCCUUCCAGUGCCUGACCAGUGGGAAGCAUUAGUGGCUAUCUGCACCCAACCGGAGGUGCAGAUCUGCAUUGAGAGCAGGGACAGUUAGGGAGAUCUGUUUCUGUAGAGAAGUCGGUACUAUAACUGUGACUCUGGGCCGCUAUUGCAAUUGAAAUACAUUUGCAAUAAAUUAAUUUAAUUUGCAAUAGUUAAAAUAGUGUAUACACAAUUGUGGGGCAUACCCUGGCAAUCAUGUAUGCAUGAGUGUAACUGUGAGGGGUUAAGUAGCACUUUGCUGUUUUCUCUUUUUAAAAUGUUUUAAACUCUAGUCAUCCCAGAAAUAUUAUUGUUGCAUAUUGCGUACCAGGCACAAAGCAAUCCAGAAGAGGACAGGGAGUGUACAAAUUAGAACUAAACCUACUAGUUUCCCUUAAAAAAUUGUGCUGUUUUACAUAUGCCAUAAUUAUGUCUUUCUCUACUGUCAUUAUUGUACUUGCCCAUGCUGUCGUGGCUGUGCAAGUUCUUUUGUUAUAACAUGCACAACAUAAAUAAAGAAUUAUAAACAAAUUAGAACUAAUAUAUAAACCUAUAAAGUGACAUAGAGGGCCAAUCUGUUAAUGCUGAUGUUCUAUAGGGGAGUGCAGUUCCAUUUACGUUUAAGUUCCCUGGCUGUGCUUUUUCGGAGGGCAGCUGUGAUGUUGAAGACAUUCUAGGAAUUUAAAUGAAUAUAAAAAGUGGAAAGUGUAAAUCACCUCUUAUCAUAGGGUCUCUAACUUCAAAGUCAAUUAUUCGAAAAGCGUAAUCCUACCCCUAGUCAUCACCAGCACCACCAAAACCUCCCUUGGAAACUCCUUCCCGUUCCUCUGGGCGUCCAAGGAUGUCAAAUACCUGGGAGUACACCUACCAACUCACCUCACAGACUUAUACUAUUUAAACUUCCCGCCCCUGCUACAGACUAUCUCUCGUGACCUGACCAAAUGGCACAAACCGCACUUCGGGUGGCUUUGCCGCAUCAAUAUUAUCAAAAUGAAUGUCCUCCCCAAACUUCUAUACCUUCUACAAACCCUCCCCAUUACACUACCGGCAUCCUUCUACACCGACAUUAAGAAAACCUUCACCCGCUUUAUAUGGUCGCACUCCCCCCCUAGGCUCACAUAUAACACUCUUACAAACAACAAACUCCAAGGAGGCCUAGGCCUCCCAGAUGUAGAACUGUACUACAAAGCUACAAUGCUCCAUAGGGUCUAUGAAUGGACCAUCCCCAACAAUCCCAAACACUGGGUGCACCUUGAAACAUCUGCCUUUCAACAACCCCUCUUCACAAUCCCGUGGCAACAAACAGGAAAAACCUCACUCCUGCAAGCCCACGCAAAACAUCCCACAAUCAUACCCACCCUUAGAGUGUGGUCGCAAAUAAGAGAUAAAUUGGGCAUAUCCCCUCACCCGUCUCCCCUAUACCCAUUGACUUACAACCUUAAAUUCCCCCCGGGCCUCUCCUCCUUUACUGCGUUCCCACACACCCACUACCUUCAAUUGGGAACCCUACUAGAUGACCAAGGAAUUAAACCACCCAACGCAAUCUGGGGAGAUACACAACCCACGACCCUACAACAAUUCCGUCACUCUCAACUCACCCACUUCCUAUCAACCACCCCCAAUAUUCUCCAAGGACACCAGCAACUCACCCCAUUUGAACAACACUGUGUUUCCAGUGAUAUCAAAACGAAGCACCUCUCAAUCCUAUACAAAUUACUGCAAACGGAAAUACCGCCCACCCUACCCAAAUACGCAAAAUCCUGGGAAUCCGAGCUCAACCUCUCCCUAACGCAAACAGACUGGAGACACAUAUUCUCCAACGUACACAAGACAAGCGUGAGCACACACACACAGGAAGGGAACUUUAAACGACUAUCCAGGUGGCACCUCACCUCCUCCAAAAUAAACACAAUCUUCCCAAACGCCUCUGCGCAGUGUUGGAGAUGUCCCCACCCUCGGGGAACCCCAAGCCACAUAUGGUGGUCUUGUCCAGUCAUCUGUACCUACUGGUCCAAAAUCAUUAAGAUGAUCCACACCAUCACCAAUGUUCAACUGCCCCAAUCCCCAGAAAUUGCACUCUUCCUCCUCCUCCCACCAUCGGUUCCCAAGAACAUAAGAUCCCUAACCACACACCUACUCACAGCUGCAAACGCUCUCAUCCCUAGCCACUGGAAAAAACCCGAGGCACCCACUAUCCGAACAUGGAUCAAUAAGGUUAACUCCAUAUGCCUUUUAGAGGAAAUACAUUACUCCAGCCCUUGGCUACACUUCCUAAAUGCUGACUAGACCUCCAGAAAACCAACUCCUAACCAACCUAAGAUGUCCCUCCACCCUCCCCGCCCCCCCCCAUGCCGAUCCUUGGACCUGUUAUUCCCCGAAUUUUCUGUUCUCAUGACUACGAUUGACAACCAUCACCAUGGGAUUCCUGCUACUGAGCUCACUCAGUGUAAAAUGUUUACUUGUCAUACCGUUCACUCUCACCACCUCAUCCCCCAAGCUACUACCUGACAGAAUGUCUGUCCACCCUGACUGUUUAGAUUAUCCCAAUAUUGUUUAUCCCAUGUAUAACUAUGCAAAAUACAUGCUCUGUAGCACUUUUUUUUUCGAAAUAAAAAUUAAAAAAAAAAAAAAAAAGUGGAAAGUGUUUAUAUUAUUCUAUAUAUUAUAUAGUUCUUGAAGUCUCUUUUUUAAUUUGAAGACUGCAAAAAUACUAAUAUUUCAAAGAUGCUGGAGCUACUAUACAGAACAGUGACCUAAAUGCUGGCCUUGAAUCAGACUAGAAGAAUGAUUGUCCAGUAAACUGUGAACUAGUGGCACACUGACGUUCAUACAGGCCCUGUCUAGCAGGUUUAUUUAUAAAACCAGUUCUAUGUAAGGCAAAGGUAUAGACUGACAAUUGAUUGCAGUGUGAACGGUAAAGAUAGAGCUCAACAUAUGCCUUCAGGAAAGAAUGUCAUUGUGUGCCAGAAUCCCUGUCAAAUUUCAUGACAAUGCAUGUGUUAUUUACACUGAUAUUAAUUGUUGUUUGCUCAAGUGAUGCAUUGCCUCAGAUGAGAAUACAUUUUUCUUAGUCUGUAUAGGGUCAACAAGGGAUUUCUGUGAACCACAUCAAGAUCGUUGCUUUUGCCAAAGAAAAACAGGAAAAUCAAAUCUGUUUCUCUUACUUGUCUAAAAUGGUUUAUCAUGACUCUGUACAUGAGCACGCUUGUCAUUCACAUAACAUUGUACAUGAAGGAAAACUCUAUGGCUUUAAGUAUAUGUAUAACAGGGUGUCCAAAGGAAAAAAUGUCAGUCUUAGAGUGUCUCCUGUAUUCCACGGAUUAGAACUACAACACCAUCGUUACAAUGGAUUAAAUUCAUCAUUGAAAUGGAGUAAGUACCCUGGCCUUAUUCCCUGGUAAUGGGGCAUAUCGUUUAGAAACAGUGUGCCCUCUUACCUGUGUCUUGCCAGGCUCCUUGUAUUCUCUGAAGCAGCACUUAUGACAUCCGGCUUCUGCCGAGCUGCAGAAACAGGAUUCCGAUCCUGCCAGCUAUUUAAUGGCUGAGAAUCAGCUGGCUGCUUUCAUUCAGUGAUUGCAAUUCUUUGUUCAGAAUUGUAGAUUAUGCUAGCUUUAGUGUACCUAUAAUCUUAAUUUUAUUAAGGACAGGAGGUGAGUAUUUGCUUAAGUCUCUCUUUACUAGAACUCCACAGCAGCACAGAAAAAAACCAAUCAGAAAAAAGUUAGGUACUAUAAAACUCCCCUCCCCAUACAUCAUUUCCUCUUUCAAGCUGCGAUAAUACAGAACAAAAGGCAGAAAAUACAAUGGGGAAGAAACAAAGUCCUUGAUACAAUGAAUACAACAAUGUCCACCAUCCGAGAGGAACUGCCAAACCAGAUAGCGUUGACAGACUGUAAACUGAAACAAGAAAAAACAGAAUUGAACGGGUUGGUUAGCCAAUGAAAUGUACUCUGAACAAACAUGUGGGUACCCAAUGUAGUAACCAAAAUACCCUAAUAUGUAGAUAUUCCAACCCUACUAUGAAAAUUUAACAUAAGAACAAGUGACAGGUAGCAGAGACAACAAGCAGAGUUAAAUACGUAACUGAUGAACCCAAACUAUAAAAUGAAACAAGGGAGGGAUAAGAAAGGGUGGGAAAUACUCGCCUCCUGUCCUUAAUAAAAUUAAGAUUAUAGGUACACUAAAGCUAGCAUAAUCUACAAUUUUAUAACCUGACAGGAGGCUUCGUAUUUGCUGUUUUAACGCUCAGUCAACAAAUCCAACGCUGUUUGUUUCGCUGGUACGUAUUCAGGGAGAUAACUAGAACAAUCCCCAAUAAACCCUCCAACUGCGAGAAGUGACCGUAGACUGAUCAAUCAAGAUGCCAGCUGUCGAUAUACCCCGGAAUACGGGAAAAACUCCAUCCGCUGUUAGAUCCCCUGUACGUGGGUUACGACCUGUUUCCUACCAGACGUCCAUGAACUGCCAAGUUGAUCUAUUAGCCAUUUCCCUGUAGGUGUAAAACACUGAGGGUUAUCCGUGGAUUUAGGAUCGCAAGAAAACUCGACCUUGGAUGUGGAAGAUGGUUUCUUCGAUCGUGCCGGAAUAACCAGGUGAUGUGGUCUUGUAGACAAAUUUCCAACCUCAGGUGAUGCGUCUGAGUCUACCACCAUUCCAUAACCGAACCGAAUAGUCUUAUCGUUCCCUCAUGACUUACCGGGUGAGUGGUCUUGUCCGAGAAUGAACCUAUUAUGCCGGCAAGAGUGUUUCCAGAACACCAAAUUCCAUGCCCGACCUGUCAAAGUUCAUGGAGGAACUCCUGGUCGGCACGCCACCUUCAAGAUAGGGUAUAAUAUAGUGAGACCUUAGGUCCCUGUUUCCCUGACUGUCCGGGUACGUAUCACCACAAGUAGGCCCUAGGCCAAGGGACCCAGGGAUGCGAAUUCGAGAACUGAGCUAUAGGAAUACCUCCCUUCUUAGCCUGGAGUCCCGCGAACUCGUAGCGUUCUUAAAAAUGCAGGUAAGACCUAAAGUCCCGUCACUAACGACAGAUGACUCCAGAGAACAGAUAUAGCGAACAAACAAGGUCCUAGCUUCAACCGACUGAAGCAGGGGCAGUCCAGUUUGGAAACGUCGGCAGUCAUAUCCUAGCCUGCUACAGAUCCUGAGCAUUACUCCAGCUGUAGGUUGCAUCUCUAUUUUUUUUUUAUUUAUUUUUUUAUGUCUGUGUAGGAGUUGGUGUGCCAGGGUUCCACCCUAUAGAGUCCAAGCAGGUCUCCUUGAUGGUAGAUGAAUAGGUGGGUUAGUGGAAACCCACAACCAAGACGGUUCCCGUGAGGGAUAAAAGCAUAGGAGCGUCCUCCAUAACGGAAUCAUGUUCUCAGAGGAGCAGAGGUAGUCCUUUCAUCUAUCCCAAGAUUGUUAAUGACCAGGGAACCCAAAGUCGACCAAAGAUUCCGUGCUUUCCAUGCGAUCUAUGCGUACGAUGUGCCUGCAGCCCGGGUAGUGGGCCUUCCCCGGUCUUGUCACCCGAGUAAGGCAGUGCCAGUUUGCUCUAUGAAGGCCUCAGGAUCUCAUGUCCCUUGACAUGGGUAAAAACAGUCUGAAACGUUUGUACGCAAUGGUCUGUAUAACAUAUCCAGUCUAAACAUUUAUAACCUGCACGAUCAGGUAGCCCACUAUAACGAUGUCCGUAGCACGGACGUUAGAUCAAAUGGAGGGGUUCUCAUCCCUUACACAGUCGCUAUGAAGUAUCAUCUCCCUUGCAUACCGGUGAGGUACUACACUCCUAUACAAGAGCUGAAACAUCAGUGGUAAACCCGGUGGCCCGUACCUCCAUCUUGAAUUGAAUGUAUAAGGGACGCCCCUCUAUACAGACAUCGUUGUCCUGUACAGGUACUAGCCUGUGUGAUGAACAAGGGGAAGGCACCGUAGUGCGUGAGUGUAUUAGAGAGAGCCGCACUCUCUAAUAAUGUACACAAACUCUGACCGCAUCAGGCUGAUAGCAGGAGCGGGCCAAACCCGUCAAUAACAAAAAGUGUCUACCUCCAUGUGCGGUUCCUUCUAUGAGAGUGGGCCACACUCAGAAAUGUCUCCUGUAUCCAUCCCAGUAUCGAACUGAGGUUGGAGGAGGGCCGCACCCUCUAAUAACGGAUCAGGGUCCGGUUCAGUAGAUGAGAAGGGUUUGUUCUCUACUCGUGUAAAUAAAUAUCAGUCUAGGGCUGAGGCGAUGGAGGGCCGCACCCUCUUGGAAUCUAGAGUCCAUUUCAGGCUCAGGGUGACCCUGCAGGGUUCCCCAUUUAGUAAUAUCACUGUAGGACUGAGGUCUUGAGGGGGUCCCUCUCUGACCACAAGACCUCCCUCUGAAUCAUUCACCUGAGAGGUGGGAUCAACUGGUAAUAAACCAGACCAAUGGUAGCUGGAGUAGUAUACGACCUCGGGCCGUGCUCUUCUUUAGUAACAGAAAGGGGUGUUGAGAGAAUGCAACCUCUGGAAUAAUGAUAAUCUACCAACGGACCGCCUGGAGCCUGUGUGUGUGUGUGUGUGUGCGCGCGAUCCCGGAUGACCGUCGGUAGUCUGAAGAAAGCUGGAGACGUUCUGCGCGAUCCACAAGAGGUCGGAGGAGGCAGAGUCAGGUCUCUCGGCGACCCGAGCGAGAGGAAAAUUGGCCAGGAGCUAAACAUGAAGCAGGAAUAACUACCAAUACCCAAGAUGGGUAUCGGAAAGUCAGCUAAACGUCUGAGCACUGGUCCCUGCAUGUGCGAAAUUCUUCUUGGAGAUGUGCCGCCGCCGGGCUGGCGUAAACCGUGGUUGCACGCCCGGGGAUUUCCAUAAAAGCCUUGCCCCUAGUGCGUGAGGUUUAGGGCCUUCCCCCUUCCAAUCACACUGAGUUGCCCGUAUUCUGGUGUCCAUUUAGUUAGUAUGGUAGCAGUGUUUGCCUGGACACCCACCUAUCUCCAUGUCAAUAGUGGGAACUGGGUUUUCCUCCGUGAUAUUCCCCCAGGCCUGCGGUCAAAAGGGGUUCGGACACGGACAUAGCAGGCCAAUCAGUGGGGCACAGACAUAGCUGGUCAGUCACCUGUGCUGUAUUAGCACAGCAGCAAGGGUCACUGUGUGGGUAGCACCCUUAUGUAAAUUAAUAUCCUGGGGGGAACUCGGGAGAGAGGUCCAAUAUAAACACCUUUCUAUAGUUAGCACUGUAUACUUUAUUGCUGUAGUGUAGUGAUAAUUGCAACCCCCAUGGCAAAAACUCUGAAGUAUAAGAAAAAAAUGCAUUCAGAGGUAUGUGUACAUAUAAACACUGUAGCAGGGGUGAAGGGGACCCACAGACCGCCAGAAGGCUCAGGCCACGGUCCGGAGUAGUCCCUUACUCCCAGGGGGGAGAAGCCCCUUGUAUCCACCUCCCACCGAACCGGGUACAGACGGGAGAGGGACGUGAGCGAGCGCACCCUCCUCCAGCCGGUCGGACACACGUGAUCCGACUAGAGAGCCGGUCACGGUGAGCGGCCAUGUGGUAGGAGCUCCGGCCUCCGGGUACUGCGCUCGGUCGCAAACACCCCGCGACCGUCAGAAGACACACGGAAAGCAAUACUCUGGACCGCUGGAGGCUGAUCCCAGCGCUCUGGGGGGAUCGGGGAGGCAGAGCACAGUCGGCCUCCUGAAGCCCCUGAGCAACACACGGUCUGCUAGGAGUAAUCGGGGAUAGAAGGGAAAAAAAAGGACAGAAUGAAAUCUAGGGAUAGACAGGGGAAAACCCCAGAAAUAAAAGUAAAGGGUCACAAGAUGGCCCAACGGGGAGUAAAGUCUAGGCAAUCAAGGGUAAUAGCAUAAAGCCAUACAAUAACAAAUCCCCAGCAAUACAACUACAUAUAAAACACUGUAAAAGAUAAAUAAAUCCCCAGAUAUAUAAUAUAAUAUAAUAUAAUAAACACUGUAAAUAAACAAAUCAAUCCCAAAGCCACCUACUAAUAGCAGGAGGUAGUGGUACUCUGACCUGUACUGAUGCGGAGCAACAAAGAAAAAUGAAAUUAUGUAUGGGGAGGGGAGUUUUAUAGUACUUAACUUUUUUUUCUGAUUGGUUGUUUUUCUGUGCUGCUGUGGGGUUCUAGUAAAGAGAGACUUAAGCAAAUACGAAGCCUUGUGUCAUGUUAUAAAAUUGACAUUAGCCACCCCGAAACUAGAGUGACACUACCAGAGGUGGAGUUACACCCUUGGCAGCAGAGGGGUUAUCUCCAUAUGAGCAGCAUUUAAUAGUAGAUGUUUGCACAUACAUACUCCAGGUACCAUGACCACUUCAAGUCACUGUAGUAAUGGUGCAGUAACUUUUUAAGUUUUUCACUAACAAGGGUCCCAAGUUUUCAUAAGAAACCAUUAUUAUUAUUAUUUUAAUUUAUUUCAGUCUGUACAGAGCUUAAAUGGAUAGUCUUAGAAGCUACGGUGCCCCUUAGUUCCUUCUAGUUGUCUCCCAAUUCCUAGAAAAAGUUCUGAGACAAAGAAACCUAUUGUAAAGGGGCUUUAUGGAACACAUACAGUAUACUGAAAGCUGUAUUAAAAUUUCCCAUAAACUUGUUUUGCUAAAAGCAAAGGGAGAACCAAAGGAGAGAACUCAGAAGGGUGUUUGCUCCAAAUAAGAGUCAAAUGUAUUUCAUUCCUAUCUCUGCAGAUGUUCAAGGGGCUUCCAAUGCCUUAUUUUUUAUGCAAAAUGUGAUUUUAUUUAUUUAUAUACUUGUUUUUCUUUUUCACAUCUUUUAUCCAAAUCAUAUGUGUUCUAAUUUAUCUACUUUGUCCUUUUGAUCAGGUGGGUGGAACAAGAUCCAAAGGAAAUUUUGCAGUCUGUUUAUGAAUGUGUAGAAAAGACAUGUGAGAAGCUAAAUCAGCUUACCAUCGAUAUCACCAAUAUUAAAGGUAUUUACCCUGAUCCCUAAUUGUAUUUUACGUCUCCUUCCCUUCUCUGAUGUUGUUUCAUAUCCUUCUUGGUCUGCCUUAUACAAAGUUUGUGAUAACCAGGAUAUAUAUAAUCUUAACAUAUAUGUUUAUCUCUAGCUAUAAAGAUUAAUCUUGAAAAGAACCAGGAGGGUUGAAAUGUCGAUUUCACAUUAUACAUUUGAAAAAAAAAAACCCAUGGAGUGCUCUUUCAUUUACCUUGUGUUGAGGGGAGAGGAAAGAGAGGAGGGAUGGGUCCUACAGCCGCUCCUUUUUUAUUUUUUUUAAUUUUUUUAUAGCAAAUGGCUAGACUCCGAUGUUUUUGCAUGUAAUGUCUUCUUAAAUUAGGGAAUAGUUGAGAAUUUUUCCUUCUAGAACAGGGGUUCUCAACCCAGUCCUCAGGACCCCCUACCAGUCCAGGAUUUGGCGAUUACCUGGGUGUGUCUCAGGUGUUUCGAAAAAUUGAAAAAAACACCUUAGACUCUAAGGUGUUUUUUCUUUCUUUUUCUAAACACCUUAGACACACCCAGGUAAUCCCCAAAUCCUGGACUGGUAGGUGGUCCUGAGGACUAACGUUGAGAACCCCUGUUCUAGAUGUUUCUGAUAUAGUGGAAGAGGUUUUUGUACACACUAAAAACCUUUAUUUCUGCUCUUGGCAGUGCUAGUCUUAUAAUGCUUUCCUUAUAAUAUAAGCAUUCCUCUCCAUAACAGGGAAUGGAAUGGAUGGUCCCUCUGCUGACAUAGGAGAAGAGGUUGCUCAAAUUGAGUAAGAAGAGUUUGCUUUGUGGUAGAGCCUGCCUCUGGUUUCAGUGUAGGAGAUCAAAAAUAAAUGGUGGCGCCCUGAAGAACAAUUUACCUGUUACAGUUGUUUCUCAAGGUCUAUAAAAUAAGAGAAGAAAAAAAUGUUGCAUUGUAUUUAAAUACACCCAAGGAAUGUGUAUAACAUGUAAUCACACACUCACAUUUACUCAAGGCAAUAAAGACCUCUGAUACUUUAAGAAGUAGCGCCUAACCUCACUAGACCAGCGUUAAUAGAAUAUCAAAAAAUAAGCUCUAUCCAAAAUCAUAUAUAAGCAGAAAGAGAAUUCUAUAAAUAGAGUAAUACUGUAACAUUAUUAUAUAUUCUUAUUAAUCUUUGUUUCAUAUGUUUGCUUUAUAAAUUGUAUGUAAUAAUCUGAAUACAAGGAAAAAGUAGAGAAUGGUGUUCGCUGUGCUGUACGCUUGGAGAUCGAAAAAUAUAUUUUGAAAAGUCUUAUCAAAGUGCCAUAAAUCUAUUUAUUGGCAAGUUAAUCGUACCAAAAAAGUGCCUUGGCUUCCAGACAAUGUUUUCCAACUUUAAAUCUUUACUGGUCUGCAAGAGGAUCAUGAAUUAAUUUUUUUUAUUUAUUUAUUAUUUUUUUUUUUUUUACCUUAACAAAAAUAAUUAAUGAUGUUACUUGUUUUAUUAGCAAUUGGAGUCAGUAAUCAAAGAGAAACAACAGUUGUGUGGGACAGGACGACAGGAGAGCCUUUAUACAAUGCUAUCGGUAAGUUUAGUUGCUUUUUAUCAUUACCAUGAACGUAUGGGAAAUAUAUAGGAUUGGUUACAUUUGCAGAAUGAUUGCUGUUUAAAUAAAAUGUUAAAAGAAUAUAUAGGCUUGUUCUUAUACCAUAUAGAUCAAUGUGAAUUGUGAUGCUAAAACUAAAGAUACAGGAGUGCACUAAACUAUGAAUAAACCCCCAUAAUUUGGUUCCCAUUCAUUACAAAGAGAAACUGGAAUUAAUGCAAAGAUUAAUUGACCAUAGAACAUAUCGGCUGCUAACAGGGGUAUUCUCAAUGACGUAUUUGUAUAUUGCCUUAAAUAUGUCAGUAAGUUAAUACUUGAUAUUUAACUGAAUUCAAGAAAUGCUGCAUAACAUGUGGAGGAGGAGAGUCAAGCAAAUCUUGGUUUAACAACAUAAUGUGGUUUAUGGCUCUUUAAGUGUAAGCAAGCCAAACUUUGAACUGCACCUUAAACGAAGGUCAUGGCAUAAGUAAGCCAUUUCUAUAUUAAGCAAAGCACAAAGGUUUUUGUUGGUUUAAGUAAAUUAUCAACUCGAUAUUUGCUUUUACAACCUUCAGCUGGGAAGUAAGUGCAGAUGAUUAAAAUAACUACACUGAAAACUUUUUUUGCGUAUCUAGUUUAAUAAACAUGUGGUCCUUCCAUCGGUUGCAUCAACAGGUUGUUUACUAUAGUUUCAAUUAUUAGGAAUCCAAAGGGAAUUUCACAUUUAAAUUUGCCAUGUCCACUAUGUUAACCGUUCAUGUUAUUGUUUACAAUAAACAUAAUUAAAUCUCUUGUAAAUUAAAGCUAAAAUCCUAGACAAGUUUUUUGUGCCCAACCUUUUUUUUUUUUCUUUUCUUUUUUUUCUUUUUUUUUCUUUUAUGAGUACUUUGGCACACAACAACUUUUCAUAUGCAUUGCUCCUGUUUGUCAUUACAGUUAAUCUUGAAACGGUGUGCUCAUUAAUAGGCUCACAUUGGCAGUUUAUUGCUAACUAAUUACCCCAUAUGGGAUUAUUUAUGAUAAUAUUCUUUAAAUGAUUGUUCCCAAGUGUUUGUUUCCUUCCAAAGGCUGCACUUGUGUGCGACUAUUCGUAACAGCUCUCUGAAACAGACUUCCAUGUGGCAGCUACAAAGCCAUUACUUGAAUUUAAAGAUAUUGGAAAUAAAAAAAGAAAUGGUUUAUGUGAAGAACAGGAAAGUGAUAUAUGUAAUUAAACAAAAAAAACAAGAGUUUGUGAGAACGAACCACCGCUCAGGUAGUUUACCCUUCGUUGGGUCCUAGCUGAGGACUCAUAAACAUAUUAUCUCACUUGUGCCAUUGUAUAUACCCAACACUCAUGGUUUGCUCUCAAGUGUCCUCGUGUUUUACCAAAAUCAGACAGUGGCUUUCUCCGUUUACGCUUUCCUUCACAGCCUGUGCAAGAGGAAUAACGUUUUAGGGCUAUCAGCUCCGGCAUCUGCAACUGUCCUAUAGUGUUGUGUUUUUUGUUUUUGUUUUUUAGUAAGGGUGUUGACUCUUAACUAUAAAUGUGUUGGACCCAUACACUAGCCAUUCAGAUAUGGCCAAAUUGAGCCACUCUAUAGCUGUCAGACACAUGCUCCCAGGGCCUAGCUUCUGUGAGAUUAAUGUCUGGAAUGUUGGGAAGAUGUUUUAUAUAGUUGUCAGCUGUUGUAUUACAUGAUACAAAAUAGACUAUCUGAUUUAUGUUUUCACGCAGUAAAUAAGAUAUUACUUUCUAUGUGAAUCUAGCAGUAUAUUGUUCCACUUCCUUGCUACUCCUUUCUGGUUUUAUAUAAGUACAUAACCGUUCCCCUUUUUUCUCUACAAUUUAUAGUCUGGCUUGACUUACGGACACAAUCAACUGUUGAGAGGCUGUUAAAGAGAAUUCCAGGAAAAAACAAGAACAUCUUUAAGGUAUGUUAAGUUAAAAUACUCUUUCUGGAUCUAAUACAAUUUUAUUGUAUGCUGCAGGAUAUUAAUUGCGUCUUAUUAGCACACGGUUGUACAAAAAUCCUAAAAUGAGGAUGUGGAUAGAUUUAUGAUAUUACAUCUGGUUACUGGGAAUGUGUAGUUAUUGAACAUUCAUAGUUCAGUGUUCUCCCUCUCACUUCGGCAUCAUCGCACGCUACUCGAUAAUGACCUAUAUUUAUCUGCAUUAAACACCAACACAACUAGCUUACAAGACAACUAUAGUCACCCAGACCACUUCAGCUCAAUGAUGGGGUAUGGGUGCCAGGUCCCCCAAGUUUUAACCUUUCAGAUGUAAACAUAGCAGUUUCACAGAAACUGCUAUGUUUACAUUGCAGGGUUAAUCCAGCCUCUAGUGGCUGUCUUCCUUACAGCCGCUAGAGAUGCUGAAUGCGAAAAUCACACUCAGCAUGCAGAACGUCAAUGCUUUCCUAUGGGUGUUUUUAAUGUGCGCUCGUCUCUGGCCGCGCAUGCACAUUCCACUCCAUUCGGGAGCUGACGUCUGAGUGGGAGGAGAGGUCACCAGCGCCAAGGGAGCCCGGUGCUGGAUUAAACUAAGUAGCUGAAGGGGUUUUAACCCCUUCAGCCCAGCGGGUGGGGGAGACCUAAAACGAGUUUUAUUUUUUUCUGACACUAUAGGGAUCCUUUAAUUAAACAUUUGUCUUCUAGAUCAUGUUCCUGCAGUUAAACUGCUCUAUCUGCUGCUGUUUUGGAGUUAAAUUAACAUUUCGGCAGUCCUAGCUACACCUCCCUGGUUUGUCUCACACAGCAUCCAUGGGAGAAAAUGUUUUUUCAUUUUCAAACCAAUAUUACAGCACAGUGUAUUUACUUCGGAAGUUCUCUACUCUCUUGAACUUUAUUGACACACUGCAGGCUUAUUGCAAGCAAUUAACAGAGCAGGAAAUAUUAACUAAAUAUGAAUUAAAUUAAGCACACUAUUAUGAACUAAAGAAAGUUUACAAAUUAAAGGUGUAGCAGCUGUGGGUGGUCUCUGCGUGAUGCACAAGUAAGGAGCUGGUGUUACCCCAUCUAUAUGGUAUGUUGGCUUUGCGCAGGACAGUCGUCACUGGCCCAAAAGAUUUGCGUCUGAGUAGUGUGGCCCUGGUUAGGUCUUGGAAAAACAAUAGUUUGGUGUUCUCAAAUUCUAGUGGCGUUUUGCCUUUCAUGGCAGUCAUUAUUCUGAUUUUGUCGUGUGUGGUAGCACAUCUUAAGAUAACGUCUCUGGAGGUGUCAGGUGAGAUGCGGGCUGAGCUGGUUACACGGUAUAUUCCAUCCAGUGUAAUUUUCUCCACUGGGUGCGCCAGGAAUGUUGACAGGAGGUGCCGCAUGUAGUGCGGCAAUUCUUCAUUGGUGAUGGUGUUAGGUAUGCCGCGGAUCUUAAUGUGUGUUCGGCGUUUUGUCUUCCAGGGACAUUAAUUGUGCUGCUAGGACAUGUUGUUCUGUUUGCGGCUGCUGGACCGAGUCUUGCAAGGUGGUUAUGGUGUGUUAGUGACUCUGUCUGUGAUCUGUUACAUGUCCCUUUUAAUCAGGGCAACGUCAGCGGCCAAAAGUUUUUUGGAUGUCUGCCAAAAGCACCUUAAGUCCCCUUUGGUGGUGGGGGCUGAAUCCUCAGGUGAGACAGGGGGUAUGGCUGAACCCUCCUGAGGGUUCUGUAUGUUUGGGGUCCCCCUUCCCUCUCUUUCUGGGGCGGGGGCCAUGUUUGGUGGGGGAUCCGUUUUGUUUUGGUGUGGCCAGCCCCGGUCUGAUCAGCAUUUCCCCAAUGUCCCUACCUUGGGUGCUGGCUCAGGUUGCAGGCUUGGGUGUGCGGCAGCCCAUGUUUAGUGUGUCUGACGGGGUAUGCCUGGUGGUCACAGCUAUCCUGUUGUCUGCCGAAAAGUGCCUCUAGAUUGAGGAUUGGUGUCGCGUGGUAGGCCGCGGUUUUGCGCCGCUGCCUAGGUUGCUUGGCGGCUUGAAAGAAGGGCAUCGACCUGAUCGCCCCGUCACUGUGGGUCCGGGUGUGUGCUUUGCUUGGGCAGAUGGCCUCUCUGUUGGGAGAUAUUUGCAAGAUUGUGGGCGGCGGACCGGGAGCUGUGGAAGAUAUGUCCCCCAGUAUGUGAGAGCUUUGCCCAGGGCAGUGUGUAUGUCAGGGACAUCCAUAGAGUCACACUGAGACACCCUGGGUCGGGGGCACAGCACAGAAAUGGCAGAUUAGGGAAGGGGCACAUGGGAGGCCUGCUGAGAUCAGGGUUACUGAUCUGGGUUGUGAAACUGUCUGACACAAACAGGGAGUUUCUGCCUUCAACACAACAAAGUAGUCUCUUUGCAUGUGUGUCAGUGUGUGUGUGUGUGUAUGUGUAUGUAUCUACAUGUGUGUCAGUGUUUGUGUGUGCCACUGUAUGUAUCGUUGCAUGUGGAUCUGUGUAUGUGAAUCUUUGCAUGUACGUCGGUGUUGCUGUCAAUGUGUGUAUAUCUCUUGAAGUAUAUCUGUGUGUGUGUGUAUAUGUAGCAGUGCAUAUGUGUUUGUGAAAGCACAUUUGUAUGCAGUUACCAAUAUUACACACAAACACAAUCCUGCAUUCAAACACCAACACUGUACACAAAAUCAGUCUAACAUUCAAACGCCAACAGUACACUCAAAAUACCCCUGCAUUCACGUGACAACAUUACAGAGAAGCACACCACUGUAUUCAUAUACUAACACUACCUUGAAUUGAAACUCAAACACUACGCAACCCUGAAUUAAAUACCAACACUACACACAAACUGAUACCCUGUAUUCAAACACCAGAAUUAUAUACAAAUAAACAAACAUUCACUCAAAUAAACUCCAUUGAUAAAGAUGCCCACAUUCACAGGUACUGCAUGCAGAUCGUACCCUCAAGGAUUGGUAAAUGGUAGAUCCACAGCUGUCAAUUCAUCAUGGGCUUUGUACAGCAGCUGAGAAUCUAGCUAUUGUCUACCUCUCUUUAUAUAGUUGGUGCGGGGGGUUUAACAGAUUCUUGCACUGGAGGUUUCUAGUUACGCUUUUGGUUGGGGGGGAUCAGGAUUCCACGUGUGACUGUGGGUCAAUAUGGACCCCUAUAUAUCACAGCCAAAAUAUUCAAUUUAUGCUGACAAUAUCAGUUUAUUUUCAAAAAAAACUUUAUGGUUACAUGGUAUACUUUCAAAUUAGAGCACGAAUAUCAUCAGAAAAUUAAAAUAAAGAAAACAUGUUAAACACUCUUCGUGCUCCUGGUUGGGGCAAUGCGUUCCACAAGAGAGGUUCAACCUGGAGCCAUGGAUCCAGAUUGGAUGAAGACUUUAAUGUUGGCUACGUCCCACUGAUAAACAGGCCUGGAAGAUGUGUUGGUGAGAGAAACAAGACCCUGCAAAUAUAUGAAUGUGUUGUCAGCCUGUAACGGUGGCCAUCUUUUUCGGAAGUGAGAGUCCAUGGGUUUAAUUUAUAUGGAAUAGUGGCAGCGUAAAGUUUUGAGGUCACCCCUGUUACAGAUGCACAUCAUUGUAAUGUUGGGUGGCUUAAAUUGUGGAAACAGCUCAAUGAGUGUUUCUCAAAGAUGUAUGGAAUGUGUCUAACUGCCUUUAAUAAAACCUCCUUAUUACUUGAAACCCAGGAUGACAUCCCUAGGUACACAGGAUUUGUUGCAUGGUUACCAAGGUAUGCGGUAAGUUCCAUACAGAGAUAGCCCCUUAGCCUGUUUUGAUGUCUCGGUAGUGGAGAAUAACCUCCUUAUAAAUUGCAGCAAUUCUGCUGGGUCUAUGGUAUCAGGAAUCCUCCUCACCUUCAAAUUGUGUUGUCUCACAUUAUCUUCCAGUUGCCCAAUCUUAGCACUCAAUAGUGCACAUGUGGUAUUGACCUAAAGUUGUUGUGUUGCAGGCGAAUCUUGUUUGAUUCUUAGGCCAUAGAGAUCCUUCUCAGUGGCCCGUAUCCAUAGAGACCGCACAUUCAAAUGUUCCUUCAGCGCUGCCAGUUCGGAAGCAAAGAAGGCUUUGAGAUCAAGCACUAUUGUAGUUAGAUCUGAUUUUGUAGCCAAAGUAGUUUAAGACUACGUCAGAGUCCAAACCCUGCCCUGUGUGGUUAAGUCGAUGCCACCACAAACCUCUGGUCCUCAUCCUCCGAGGCCCAUAGCAAGUCGUGAGUUGGGUAGUAAUCCAUCAUCAUAGGUCUGCGUGAUUGGGCGAGAAGCUGGCCGAUAUCAUGGGUGUCAUGUUCCUCACUUAGCUCUCGUGAUUUUCUGGAGUGCUUCACCAUAGUGAUCGAAUGCUGAUGGUAGCCUCCUGUACCACUGUAUGCAGCCAAAGUAUUCUCAGCAGCGUUGGAUAAUUAGUUUUUAGCUGGAGCUUACAGUAUGGGAAAGUAUAUGUAUUAAUAGAUGGCUACUGUAGCGGAUGGCCCUGUGCUGUCCUGAACAAUUCAUGUAUUUCUAUGUAUUCGUGUAAAAAUGGCAAAGUCUAUGUAUUUAAUGUAUUGGAUUCGUCUGAAUGUUAGGUAGUUUCAUUCCCUUAGUUUAUUCGAAUGAAACUACCGAACAGUCAGACCUCCCAUGUGUGAAGUGUGUUCUCAAUUAACCGUUGCAACAUUGUUGCGAACGGGUAAUUGGCAAGUGAAGUAGCCGUCCUUUGUUCUCGGGGGUGGCCGCCAUUAGAAAAACGAACACGUGGCGGCGGCCAUUUUAAAACUCCCGAACAGCGGUGUUUUGCCGUUGAGUGUCUGGAACUCAAAUUGGACACUCGACUAGGCAAACACCGCUGAAACCUCCACAAGCUCGGUCCGUUCGGUUCCUAACUACCGAACGGCCCCUCGUUCGGUAGAUAGAAAGAACCGAACGAGGGGAUUCAGGCGAACCCUCCCUAGCCUUUAUAGCUAGAGGCUUUCGUGUAGUUUGUUCCCUUACUCCAGGACCGACCGCAGGGCUCAUUCGCAUGGAACCGCAUUCGGCUGUCUCCGUCAGUGCGGUCUGUCAUUUUAUUCCCUCCAUAGAUUUCCCGAACCUCUGGUCUGAUCUGGGUGAUUUUUGGAUAUGUUGUUCACCCAGAUCAGGGCUAUCAGGGGGGGUAGGAUUUAAAGGGGUACCCCUACGUUUAGGGGUACAUCCAGAAACGGGGGGAAUUACUGUACUGGAUAAGGGGAUUAUGAUGCUGGCUGAGGGGAGGAGAUGUGCGGGAGGUUACCAGGACAGGAUUGGCUACUAUACUAAUGAUUGUAAAUCCCUCCCUUGCAUGGGAGCAUGCUUUAAAAGGACAGUGUGGAUUAAAGAUUUUAGUUCUGCUCCUGAAACUGUGUGUCGUCCAGUUAUUGGGAUUGCUAUUGGGAUACUUCUGUUAUUUUACCUGCUGGAAACCUUGCCUGUGGAUUUACUAUUUACUUGUUCCUGAGCCUCACUUGGAUUAUAAGCGGAGAUAACCUGGGGAAUAUUGCAUCUCCGCUACAGCUACCUAUAGUAUGUAAGCCAAUUUCCAUGUGUUGUUGCCUACCUCUGGAAUAUUUACCAUUCUCAGAAGCUGUCCCAGCAAAACACUGGGCUAGGGACCUAAUGCGUGAAAUGACGUAGAAACAAUGGAACGUAAUAUUAGAUACCCCUAAGAAAUAAUAUACCAUGUUGCCCUCACAGCCCCUCCCCCCCAUUAUAUGACUCACUCCUUGUUAGGGUUUCUGAUGAAUUUAUCCAACUGAUGUAAUUGCAGUGCAAAACAGUUGGUAAGCAUUUGUUGGGCUCUAUAAGUGUAUGGGAGCAGAUUGGCCACUGUGUGUUUUUACUAGUAUGAUCGCAAUUGAACCUUUUUAGUACCACCUAUCCGUACAUGUGCAGUUGCAGUAGUGAUUCUGUAUGAUUGGAAAAUAAUCAAACUGUGAUCAGGAAACCUUAAGGGGCACCUAUGUAAAUUACAAACUCCAGUGGUGUAUUGAUUUGCUAAGUUUAGUUGCUUGGUAUUUUAGGUUUUGUAAUCUAUUAAGAAGUAAAAAUAAAGUCAUCUGCUUCUAUUAACUGUGUGGUGUGGUUUUUUUUUUUUUUUUUUAAAUUGUUCUCUUUAAUAUCCUUUCUAAACCUUUUAUGCCCCUACAUUUUAUCCCUGUCUCUCAUCACGUGUAAGUUGUACUAUUUAUAGAGAAAGGUGAAAGAGAAGAAGAAAAGUAAUUUCUGAGCAUUACAAACUGUGUGGCUAAUCCAAAUAUGUUUCACCAGGAUUGGCUGACCGUUUUUUUACUUCUGUAAAUAGAUGGCGUACAGGGAAUGCCUCGUGAUUUUCUGGAGUGCUUCACCAUAGUGAUCCAAUGCUGAUGGUAGCCUCCUGUACUACUGUAUGCAGCCAAAGUAUUCUCUCUCCCAAAAAAAAAAGGUAUAUACCAAGGUAACAUAAACAUUGACUUCACUAUUGAGUCAUAGUCCUUCCUUUGGAGUUUAAGGGGGGUAAUUGCGAUUACGUUCUCAGAAUUAAUCUUCGAUGUGUUUAUAGAAUCCAGAACGAGACACUUGCUUAGGUGCUUCCUGGAAUUGUGAACCACUCAUUUCAAACUAUUAUUUCCUUUUUGGGUUUUUUUCUAGUCCCCAGUUUUCUCAGAGUAUUUCAUAAUUUGUCCUUCCCUCCUCCACAAUAGUAAAUAGUCUUAAUACCUCUCAGCCAAAUGUAUUAAUUUAGUUUUGUCAAUGCAGGUAAUGUUUAGUAGCGCUGUAUGCAGGAAAAGGCUUUAACUCCUUCUUGAACAUAUACCUUUUUAUACAGAAAUUUACUUUUCUAUAGAUUUUUUUUUUUUUUUAAUAAAGAAGCUAAAUCUCUAAUUUUCAAAAGAUAUGAUCAAAGAAAAACUUUUGUUUUACUGAUUUUCACAUUUAUUUAAGAAUUAAUGGCUUAUAUAAAUUCUGAUUUGAAAGAUCUAUGUACAUGUUAUUUAUUGUUCUGUCUUGAUGUAACCGAAUGUUUGAUUAUUUUCAGAGCCGCACUGGUCUCCCCAUUAGCACCUAUUUCAGUGCCGUGAAAAUGCGGUGGUUGCUGGACAAUGUGGAAGAGAUUAGACAGGCAGUCGCAGAAGGACGAGCAAUGUUUGGAACCGUAGACUCCUGGAUUAUUUGGGUUUGUAUGCUUCACUAGAUAUUUGUGGUAGUUGCUUUUACAUUCAGGUUUAGAUUCAUGCCACAUUCCUUCUAGCAUGUGGGUUUUAAGGACAGUGGCUUUUUGUUUCUGGACGGGGGUAUGCAAGAGUCUCAGGCCACUCAGAAAAAAUCAGAUUUGAGAACAUUUAUUUUAAUAGACUGACUUUUUAAAAAAAUUUAUUUAUUAUAUAUUCAUAGAGUCUGACAGGAGGCAAGAAUGGAGGCGUUCACUGCACAGAUGUGACCAAUGCUAGUAGGACUAUGCUAUUCAACAUUUAUACUCUGGAAUGGGAUGCUGAACUCUGCCAGUAAGGUUAUCUCCUCACUCAUCGAUAACAUGUUGGAUGGAAUACUAAGUUUUGCCAGCUUAUAUUAGCAGACAAUGCUCUGGGUGGAAUUUUGAGCCAUUUCAGUAAGGCCAGUUCCACUCACAGACAUAUAAUGCGUUGGAUAGAAUAUGGAGCUCUUCCAUUAAUUACACCUUACAUGAACUGUGUUAGCUGGACACAUAGACAGAUAAUGCAUGAAUCACAAUACUGAACUGUGCUAGCUGGACCAUUCAUCCCACAUGGACCGAUAAUGCAUGAAUCACAAUACUGAAUUCUUCCAGUAAUGUCAUUUCAACUUCCUGUUAAAAUAUGCAAACAGAGGAAGUACAUGGUUUGCUACGUGGACAUCGUCAGCAACACAAUUCUUCCUAUAGUUGGUGAUUGCAUUUUUUUCUCAGAAUGGAUUAAUCAUGCAACCACAACUAAAAGUAUCAAUAGUUAUGUUGCUUCACAUGAAUCCUUUAAUUUAUAUAUACACAGUGUAUAUAAUUCAUGUGAAGCAACAUAACAAUUCAUACUUUUCGUUGAAUUGUUAUAUAUACGGUGUUUAAACACUCAAAUACAGUUUUCUCUCUUUAGAUUUUUUGAUAUACCUAUGGAUUUGCUUCCAAAAGUAAGGAGCUCUUCUGAGAUCUAUGGACUCAUGGUAAGAGUUCUUCAGUUUAUAAACCUUUUGUAUUAUAGACCUUUCUCCUCCUAAUACAUAAAAAUGUGUGUGUUUGCUCAUAAUUAUCAGUUGUAUAAAAAUAAAUUUUCAGUCAAAGUGUUUGGUUUAGUGUUAUAUAUUUAAUAAACUUGUACAAAUAACAAUGUUAACGAAGAAUCCAAAAUUCUAAUUAAAAAUACCCGUAAAAAAAACAAAACACGUUAAUUAAAUUAUCCCCAACCCCUCACCGAGACAUCCUCUCUGUGCAGCUCUGCUUCCCCUCCAGGGGGAUUACCAGUACUGAUGAUAUCCAGGCCAAUAGAAUGUUUCCUGCAAAGAAACAUCGGGAGGUGGGUUGCAUGUGGGCCACUUGGCAGGAAAAAGUGCUUUAGGGGUUUGGAAUCUUCUUAUAAUGCACUUUAACAACACUGUGCUGGAUAUUUCCUAUUCUAUGUGCAGUGUGUGAAAAUUUCAGGGAUCGUAAAAUCCAGGGUUCGUAAAAUUUUAUAAUUUGAUUAUGCCAAGAUACAGAUCACAGGGUUCCACCAUACAUUCAGUAUUACUAGCCAAGUCGGAGAGUGAAUACCAAGAAGCUCAUCAGAAACUGCUUAAUUGCAGUGGUAAGAAUCUUGACAACAUGGAUACUAGUUUACACUAUAUUCUUCUUUCUUCUAUUUUUCUGUACUCUAAAACCUGAUCAUUGCUCUCUAUUUUACUCUGAUACCGGGACUUUGUGUCCAUCUCUGGCAGCUACACGUUAUUAGAAUUCCAAAGUGCCAGCUGUCACUUUCUGAGUAUCCUGAGCUUCAGUCCUCUAAAAAAAAUAAAUUUAUGUAGCUUUUGAAGGAAUUGCAUGUAUUGACCUAAGAUGGAAUAAUAACUUUUGGUCAUUUCUGCUCAAUUUGCGAUAGUAGUUUGGUGGGAUUUUUCACAGUUCAAUACAAGUGACAAGGCCCAUUGAAAUCACACUGGGUUGCAAGAUCUACAAACUUCCAUUCCACACUUCUUUGUGGGGGCUAGGUCCACUAACUCUGCAUUCUGUUGCUGCUUUUAGGAACCAAAGGCUUGUGUCCCAUACUUUCCUGCUUGGUUAACAAAAAAGUGAAUAAAAACAAUUAUCCGUUUAAACAUAAAAAAUAUUCAAAAUCAUGAGCAUCGACCCCAACAUACGAUAAAUUGAUUCAUAAAUGAUUAAUAGAACAGUUCAUUGCAUGUAUUAUGAUGGAAAAACAAGAGAAGUGGUUUCUUAAAUUGAAAUCAUCACAAUUGCAUUGUGUAUGUUUAAUGGAUAAGUUUAAUGAGGAUCUGUCAAACUCUGUUAGUGUUGGUAUCUAUAGCAUUCUAAUGCAAUCACAGUAUAUGUUCCAAAGCCUCAUUCCAGCCAAUAGGUUUCUUAUCUGUGUCUUGCGGUACAGUCUGUGUUUACUUGGCGGUUGACACAAACCAUUUGAAUUUGAAUUUUGUCUCUACCCUCUUGUGUUUUUUGCAUACCAUAGAAAAUCAAUGUAAGCCUGGUGAGUAAAGGCUUUUAUUGGGCUUUUUGCCAGUCACCUAUUCCAUGCACUUGAAUUAUAUAUUCUAUCAUUUCCAGUUAUUAAAAAAAAAUUUUUUUUCUUUAUUUCUUUUUUCUUUAUUUUUUUUGUUAAUUUUGCAAAGUUUUAUCAAAUGUGAUUAUGGCACAUCUAGCUUCUAGUUUUAUUUUUGCAUUUGUUAAAGAUGACAACUGGAAAUGUGCUAAUUUGCUUUACUUGUGGCCUCACAAUGGGUUUGUUUCUUCACACACUCACAAGGUGUGUCUGUCACACGAGCACUGUGGGUUUUUGGGUUCAGUCCCUGUUUGUUGGCUUUCUGCUAUGACACUUUGUCAACUGCUUUUUUUUAAAAUGGCUUCUAUGCUAUGUAAAUCUAGUUAAUUUGAAAUGUAUUUAAAUCCAUGUCUUUUAUUACUCCUUGUAUUUCUUUCAUUUUCAGAAAUCUGGAGCAUUGACUGGAGUGCCAAUAUCCGGGGUGAGUUUUAUGCUUUGGAAAUCUUUUAUUUAUUUUUUUUAAAGACUGAGGUGUGUGUGUGUGUGUGUGUAUAUAAAACAAUCAGUUGGUCACAAAUCAUAUGGCUGCAACUCCAUAUGGAAACCUGCAGAAAAAGUCUAGAGUACUGAAAAUUCUCAGAGUGAGUAGAAGCACUGUCUGCAAAAAAUGAAAGCUUUUGUGGUCAUAUAAUCUGCAUAACUGGCUGGUUGAAAAGUCAGAAUUAAAACAUCAUCUGUUAUGACAUAUUCUAUUUGUACUGCACCGUGCAACUAUGAUGACACCAGCUGGUAUCAAUCAUUUAUCCUUAUCCGACAAAACACCACAUUUUCCUUCCCUUGUCAGCUAUGUCUCCCAAUUAUUAUCAUAAUAUUGCAGCUGAAUAUUUCACUACUGCCAUGUUAUGGCAGGGUUAAAAUGCAAGAAAUAUUAAUUUACAGAGCCUGCGAUGCUUAAUUGGUCUAAAGUUUAGUUCUAAUACCGUGCAUUUCCGGUCUUUGAUUGGCGUAUAUACAUGAUCUUCUCUCGCAAGCUUUAAAAAAAGCUUAAGCUGGCCAGAUGAGGCUGUGAGGAAGUAUGAUGUGCAUGGAUCUGUGUGCACACCCACAAAAGGUUAGUGAAGUGAGCUUGCACAUGGGAAAACCGCAAAGAUAUGUAUCCCUGGUAAAUGUAGGAGUAUAAUGACUUGGUUACUGGAGACAUGGGGGGGACCGUCAUUGGUGUUUUAAAGAUGGCCUCCUCUAUAGAGCAGAGGUACACAAAGAGAUAGAAAACAGAGACAAUGAUCUAUGUAGGGAGAAAUUUAUUAUGGUUACAUUGUGCUAAAUCUUGGGAGACAUUGUUUUGUUUCUAUAGUGGCUGCACCUUAUUUAGCACUUCACUUUAUAAUGGCACCUCCUUUGCUUUGAUGGAUAUGCCUCAGACUUUUUUUUACAAUCACCAAAAAAUCCUGUCCGAGAUAACGGAAGCAAUCCCAUAAAGAUCGAGAUUUAUGGAAAUGGGAGGAAAAGCAUGGUGGAGAAUCUCUGAUGCUUCUUGCUGGAGCUACAGAUUUGUAGCAAGUAAGGAACAUUUAACGAGUUACUCCAACCAAAACCAGUGUUUUCUUAAAACACUAGUUUUGUUUUUUAGAGCAAGCUUUUCUGAAGAAAAAAAAAAAAAGCAACGUUAUAAAAAAUAUAACGCAAAAUGCUAAAUCCUUUUAUAGGGUUGUCUAUCCACUGCAAAGACAAAAAGCUGAAUAUAUAAGCUAUAUUAAAGAUUUCUUAUUGCCUUUAUAGCUAGAUCUAGGGCCAUCUAAACUAAUGUUAAUAAAGUACCAGAGAGAUUCCCAAAGUCAUUACAGAAAUGUUGAGAAAAGAACAUCAUCUAAACCAAGUAAAAUGGUUUAACCCCUUAAGGACACAUGACAUGUCUGACAUGUCAUGAUUCCCUUUUAUUCCAGAAGUUUGGUCCUUAAGGGGUUAAGCAGUUUGCAAUAUAAUUUUGUGUUGCUAGGUAAUACUCCUGCCUGUAUUUUUUACAUGAAAAUGUGUUUUUUCAUUAUGUGUAGUUAUCAUAUGCCGCAUUACAGAUAAUGACUAAUUAUGUGAAGUAAUCUUUGUUUGCAGUGUUUGGGGGACCAGUCUGCUGCAUUGGUUGGGCAAAUGUGUUUUCAGGAUGGACAAGCUAAAAAUACGUGAGUAACCUUUAUUUAUUUAUUUAUUUAUUUUCUUUUAAGGGUACACCAUAACAACUGCAAAGUCCAGAAUCCAACAACAUUUAGCUCUGCCACCUGUCCUUCUGCUGAUUAGAUUCUUGAAGGGGACAAAAAACACUUUAGACACAACAGGGUAAUCUCUAAAUCCUGUAUUGGUAGGGGGUACUUGAGGACUGGGUUGGGAACCCCUGCUCUAAGCCAACUGACAUACAUUUCUCAGGCUGUUGUGUGAAUGGGGAGCCUAUGACUCUCUAGUCAGCAGCGCCCCUGUCCGAGUUUGUGUGAGGCUUUCUCUUUCAAUAAUCUGAGCAGCAGAAAGACAGAAGGCAGGAUUAAACCAUUCAUAAGAGGUAAACCUCUAAAGGUAAGCAUGCGCCAGGGACCUACUGGCACCAUAUCAACUUCAUUCCAAUAAAGUUAUGGUUUCCAGAGUGUUCCUUUUAAGCUAGUCCUUUCUCACGGUUAGGUAUGUUGGGGUUCAGAGAAUGAGAGGUGAUACUAUAUAAAAAUCACAUGAUUUAUAGUUAGAUCUGAGUUUAAGUAUGGAGAAAUACAAAGAUGUAAAGGCUACCAGUGCAUAAACAUUUAUUAUCAGACAGUGUGUAGGUGAUGCAUAUGGUCCAAUAAAGUCUAUUUGUAAAGCAAAUUCUGGGACAGAUUGUAUGGAGCAAACACAAAAUCGUGUAAUGGUUGCAUGUGUACCAAUUUGCCCCAGAAUUGAUUGUUGUAGAUAUGAAUAUUUCAAAUUUUGAUUUACCCCUGAUGCUCCAAUCUGUUAUGGCACUAGUACCGUAUAUACUCGAGUAUAAGCCGACCCGAAUAUAAGCCGAGGCCCCUAAUUUUACCCCAAAACACUGGGAAAACGUAUUGACUCGGGUGGGAAAUGCAGCAGCUACUGGUAAAUUUCUAAAUAAAAUUAGAUCCUAAAAAAAUUAUAUUAAUUGAAUAUUUAUUUACAGUGUGUGUAUAUGAUGAAUGCAGUGUGUGUGUAUGAAUGCAGUGUGUGUAUGAAUGCAGAGUGUGUGUAUGAAUGCAGUGUGUGUAUGAGUGCAGUGUUUGUGUAUGAGUGUGCAGUGUGUGUAUGAAUGCAGUGUGUGUAUGAGUGCAGUGUGUGUGCAUAAAUGCAGUGUGUGUAUAUGAGUGCAGUGUGUGUGUAUGAGUGCAGUGUGUGUAUGAAUGCAGGGUGUGUGUAUGAAUGCAGUGUGUGUGUAUGAGUGCAGUGUGUGUGUGAUGCAGUGUGUGCUUGUGUGGCAGAGCCUUGGUGGGGGGGUGGGCAUUUUUAUAAAAAUAAAAAAAAAAUAUUAUUUUAAUUUUUUUUGUUAUAUUAUUUUUUUUUAUUAUUAUUAUUAUUUAUAUAUUAUUAAUAUUUAAAUUUUUUGUUAUAUUAUUUUUUUAUUAUUAUUAUUAUUUAUAUAUUAUUAAUUAAUAUUAUUUAAAUUUUUUUGUUAUAUUAUUAUUAUUUUUUAUUAUUAUUAUUAUUAUUUAUAUAUUUUUAAUUUAUUUAUUUUUCGUCCCCCCUCCCUGCUUGAUACAUGGCAGGGAGGGGGGCUCUCCUUCCCUGGUGGUCCAAUGGCAUUGGCAGUUCAGUGGGGGGAGGAGGGGGGCUGGCAGGAAGCACUUACCUCUCCUGCAGCUCCUGUCAGCUCUCUCCUCCACCGCGCUGGUCCGUGCAGCUCCUCUCUCAGCUCACACUGUAAGUCUCGCGAGAGCCGCACUAUGACCCCGCGGCUCUCGCGAGACUUACACUGGGAGCUGACCGAGGUGCUGACCGGACCGGCGCGGAGGAGGAGGGAGCUGACAGGAGCUGCAGGAGAGGUAAGUAACAGCUCUGCCAGCCCCCAGUCUGUAUUAUGGCAAUGUAAUUGCCAUAAUACAGACUGACUCGAGUAUAAGCCGAGUUGGGGUUUUUCAGCACAAAAAAUGUGCUGAAAAACUCGGCUUAUACUCGAGUAUAUACGGUAUUUGACUUUUCAAAAGCGUUGCUCUGCAUUCUGGGCAAGGUGAGUAUUGUUUUGCCAUAACAACAAAAUGGUGUUGGCAAUUGCAAAUUUAUAGACCAUUCUGCCCACCUACCAGUUGGACCUUCCUAUUUUCAGCUGAGUUUGUUCAUAUCCUCUGUCUUGGUAAGAAGAGGAAUGUGAUCUGUCAACUUGCUAGAGUAACAGUAAACAUGUAUAUGCCUUUUUACUCAAGCUUGAUACCAAGCAGAUAGCGUGUCAGUUUUCAUCAUGAAAUUCUCAUGCAUUGGCUGUUUUUUGAAAUAUAUUAAUACCAGUUAUCUUGUUGUAGCUAUGGUACUGGCUGUUUCUUGCUGUGCAAUACUGGUUCAAAGGUAGGUGUCUAGAAGAAGAAUGCAUGGCUUAGAUUACACAGUUCUUAAAGCAUGGGCUUACUCUUUCAUGUUUAAGUGCUUUUAUGUCCCUUAUAAUGCUUGAUAUUCCUUGACCUCUCAUUAAAACGUAGCUCCCAAGGACACUUUCCUGAAUAUUUAUCAGUACAGCUGAUAAUGUACAUAUAUUGCUUUCAACAUACAUUAACUGAUAACCUGAAUUAGCUAAACUCCAGAAUGCACCAUAUUAGUUCUCAAACAUUUCUCCUCAAAUGACACACCUAAAGAAAUGCAUAUUUGUCUUGUUGGGUUUUGUCAUGUUUAUCCUUGGGUUGUGAACCCAUAUUUAAUAGAAUUUGACAUGUUGUUCUAGUGAAUAUGCAAAUAUUUUGGGCACCCGUGGCCAUGUAACAUGUUUUGUUGAUGUACUAAGUGAGAAGAAGUUAACACAAUGCUUGCAAUGAAAACCUGACAUUUUUCUGCAUAUUUUAAUGUAUGGUUAUUAUUUGAAUUGGUUAAUUUAACUCAUGGAAAAACUAAAAUAAACUUGUAAAUGUGACAUAUGCAAAUGAAUGAACACCCUUUUAGUUGAUAUGCAAGUGAUAUAUUUGUAAUGUAUCAGAACCUUAACCCCUUAAAGAACGUCUGGAAUAAAAGGGAAUCAUGACCUGUCACACAUGUCAUGUGUCCUUAAGGGGUUAAAUUAACUUGUUAGGCCUUCAUAUUGGCCUACGGUUAAAAGUUCCACGGCUGAGUCCAUCCUCUGACUUCUAGAACCUCUCAGGUAUGUGCAAUGAUGGGCUCGUCUAAGCAGCUGACUGAGGGACACAUAAGAAACAUAAGUAACUUUUACUAAGCGGAGAAGCUUAUGAAAAUAUAUCUAAUCACUACCUGCUUCCAGUUUCCACUGUCUUUAAGAGGAACUGUUGAAAUCAAGAAAAGAGUUUUAAGACCAAGUACACGGAACUGCUCGUAGACUGAUCAGAAAUUUAAAACCUGAAAAAUAAAACCAAAGGUUAUGGUCAGUCCACUGAGCAGCCACUCUUUUCCAAAGACCCUAAAGAAGAGGGGGGUGGGGAAUUCAGGACACAGAUCAAAAAUUGGAGCUAUCCAACUGCAACCAGGAAACUUUGUAGUAUGUAACCGCCUGAAGACAGGGAGCAGCAUGAGAUAGAAGAAUGGCAUUUUACAGACUAUGCGUCUUCUCUUCAUGUGGGGUGUAGGAAAUGCUAGAAUAUGGAAACAUUACAUAACCUUGCACAUUUUACACAAGUCUAACAUAGAAGAAUUUGUGUUUUAAUAUCUGUGAAUCAUUUAUUCACUGUGUGUAUACUAAUUCAGUUUGGUCUGUAAUUCGCAAUACGUAGGUUCCUCUCCAAUCCUGCCUAUAAAUGAAUCAUUCAGUACAGCAUAAUUUCUUAUUUUAUGGUUGCAUUUUCCUCAUUGUUUUAAUAAUGUUUGUGUUUGUGUUUGUGAUUUAGCCCGUCAUGUCUGAACAUGGUCUUCUGACAACAGUUGGCUACAAGCUUGGUAGAGACCAACCCGCUUGUUAUGCACUUGAAGUAAGUUCUCUAAACAAGUUUUAUGUCCUUCAUAAAGUCAAACAUCUAGCAUCUUGUGUAUGCAUUUCUGUGGGCAUGUACAUUAAAGAAAAGUUGUUUCAUGCGGCUGUAAUGAGUAAUUAUGUAGAUCUGUCUAUUGCCAUCUCUUUCUCCCUCUUUCUUGGUCACAUUUUUCUUUGUUUAAUUCUUUACCUUCUAUGCCCCUCUUAUUUUAUCUCUAUGUAAAACAAUUCAUAAGGAAAACAUUAUUCAUUAUUUAAAAUGUUUAUUAUGGUAAUUAUAUAUUAUUUUAUUUUUUUGUGUGUUUUCAUAAUCUUGCUCAAUUACCCCAUAGGAAAAAAUAACUCCUACUUUGCAGUCUCAUUGGAGUUUUGUUUUCUUUAGGGAUCUGUUGCUAUAGCCGGGGCAGUUGUACGCUGGUUAAGAGACAACCUUGGCAUUGUGAAGUCAACAGAGGAAGUGGGUAGGUUGUAGUAGCAGCUCUAAAUCCUAUACUUCCUGAAAACGUGGUGUUGCUGUAUAUAAGUCAAAUGAACUAUCUUUGUCAUUUAUUUUAGAAAAACUUGCUGCUGAAGUUGGUACAUCCUAUGGCUGCUACUUUGUUCCUGCAUUUUCAGGCUUAUAUGCACCUUACUGGGAGCCCAGUGCCAGAGGGUAAGAAAGAGCUUACCAGUUGAUAUUUAUUUGAGUCACAAGAUUCCAGUUGUGUGUUUUGCCAUCUAGAAGCAGAUUAGAUUCAUGAUGUCACAAUAUGACCGGUAGAGUUACAAGAACAAGAGAAGGGAAGUUUGGGAGGCUAGUACGGGCAAAGACAAGACAAAGAUGGGUGGAGAGAGACAAUGGAUGAGUGACAGUGAGAGCAUAUAAGAUACAGACCAUAAAAUGCAAUGUUUAGAAUGUACUAAUUGAACAGAUACUUAAAUGCAGAAUACACCAAAGAAAGUGUAUAUAUAUGUGUAUAUAUAUGUGUGUAUGUGUGUGUGUGUGUGUAUAUAUAUAUAUAUAUAUAUAUACAUACACACACACACACACACACACACACACACACACACACACACACACUGGAAUGUGUUUACACAAAUAAAUAAGAAGACCUUAUUACUUAAAUGAAAGUAAUGUAAUUUAUAUCAGUGUAAUGAAAUUUUAUAAACCUUUUGAUGUGUAUAUAAGAAAACCAAACAUUAAAGUGUAUGUAGAAGUAGAUAAAUGUGAAUGUCACUGAUCCCAUAACAUAUGUUUCUACAGUAAACAGAUGGACUGCCAGAGUGGUUAUACACAGAUAUAUGUCCACCUUUGUUUAAUCCAAACAUGAUCAUCCACAUAGUAGAAAUAAUGGCAGAUAAGAAAAGUUAUUGGCAAAGAGAUAAGUGAGGAGCGUGGCCUUGGACCUAGAGCUGGCGCUAUUCGGGAGUAGUGAUGUAGCUGACACAUCCCGGCCAAUCUCCAGCAGACCCUCCCUCCCAGUCCCUCCUACCUCCUGGACAGCAUCCAUGUUGAAGCUGCCUUCAACAUGGAUGCUGUCCAGGAGGUGGGAGGGUCUGCUGGAGAUUGGCCGGGAUGUGUCAGCUGACCGGAGCUCGCUGCGAACGGUUCGUGGCGAGCCGUUCGCGGGAAGUUCGCGACAUCACUAUUCGGGAGUCUACUAAUAAGCUGGUUAAGGGAAAGCCAAAUGAUUUACCAAGUGUAAUAACUACGUAGUAACCUAGACAGUAUGAAUUACUGUGCAAACUAGCAAAAAAUAUUAUUGAUCAUGGUUCAUGGAUUGAAAUAAUGCAAUGACGAAGUAACCUUCCUAUUCUAAAUACAUUGCUAAAAAUACUCCAUCUUAAUAGUAGGAGUGGCAGACUUAUGUAAUUUGUAUUUUUCUCUUCUGCUCUACUGGGUGCUCUAACUGUCCUUUUUUUUGUUUUUUUUAUUUUCCUCUUAGCAUCAUCUGUGGCCUUACCCAGUUUACAAAUAGGAAUCAUAUUGCCUUUGCUGCUCUUGAAGCAGUUUGUUUCCAGACCAGAGAGGUAUGCUGCAAGAAGAACCACUCCUAAAUAAAUGUGUAGCCGUUUACAUAUGCCAACAAACUGCUGUAUGAGAAACCUUUUCAGGGUGAUAUCUAACUCAGUGAAAUGUGGAAAAGAUGCUUCAGUAGUUGCUGAAAGAGAAUAGUAUCCGUAUGUGAUGUAGGAUAAAGCUUGCAGUAAUGACCUUUCUGCUCCCUACACUUUAUUUUACUCCUACUUCAUUAAAGGGACACUAUAGUCACCAAAACAACUUUAUCUUAAUGAAGCCGUUUUGGUGUAUAGAUCAUGCCUCAUAGUCUCACUGCUCAAUUCUCUGCCAUUUAGGAGUUAAAUCAAUUUUUAUGCAGCCCUAGUCACAGUUCACUGCUUGUGACUUAUAGCCUUUCUAAACACUUCCUAUAAAGAGUCAUCUAUUGUUUACACUUCAUUGCACAUUAUGUUUAAUUUAGAAUUUAUCGCCUGCUCUGUGUUUUUGUUCUGUUUUUGUUUUUUCCAUGUCUCCUUUUUAUUUUAUUUUUUUUCGACAUACAAAAUGGGUACAGGAAAGAUAAGUGCACAACAGAAAAAAAUAUCCAUGUGAUGUUGCUGCUGUUGGCACAAACAAGUUCCAAUACAAUUAAGUGAAAAAAUUUAAUUUAUUACAGUUGUAAAGUGAAUGAAACAUUUUCUUUGACGUGUAGCAUAAGACACAUCUUGAAACUAAUGUGUAUACCGAUAUAUAGGUGUAGAAGGUAUAAUGCUCCAAUAUUCGAAUGAUGAGUUUGAAACCUUUAGAUUGGUCAAUACAUAUAAACUGGAGAGGUGUGUCUAGGGCUGCAUAAACAGAAAUAAACAGUUUUUCUCCAAAGUGGCAGAGAAUUGAGCAAUGAGACUGCAGGAGCAUGAUUGAUACACAAACUGCUUCAUUAAGAUAAAGUUUCUUUGGUGCCUAUAGUGUCCCUUUAAUAAUAGAAUCUGCGAUGUGACUAAGGCACAUAGGUGUGUUGAAGCAUUGUCUGUUUUCUGUGCUCCUGCAAUAAAGACUGCCUUAUGAAGAAACCACCGGUGUGCCCAGACAUUCUGUAUUUUGAAGAUUUAAUACAAAAUCAGAGAUGCCAGCAAUAGGUGUCUAUAUCUGCGAUCACACAGCAGACAGAUUGUUGCAUCUUUUAAUACUAUGUAACUUUUUUGUUUCUUGCCAGAUUCUAGAUGCCAUGAAUAAAGACUGUGGCAUUCCUCUCAGCCAGCUGCAAGUUGAUGGGGGCAUGACCAAUAAUAAAAUUCUUAUGCAACUGCAAGCUGAUAUACUAUGCAUUCCAGUAGGUAAGGAGGUACACAUUUCAUUUUCCAAACUUAUACAUUCUUUCUUACUACAUUUCAGAUUAUGUUAUGGCAAAGAAAUAAAGCUGCUGUCCAAACAAAGAGUAUAUUUGUGAUAUUUAUUUCCACCAGUGAAACCUUCUAUGCCUGAAACAACUGCACUAGGAGCUGCAAUGGCUGCAGGGGCAGCGGAAGGUGUUGGUGUUUGGAGCCUGAACCCCGGAGAUAUGACUGCUGUCACUUGUGAACGGUUUGAGCCACAAAUUAAUCCUGAGGGUAAAGAGUAAACCAAUCUCUUUAAAAAAAAAUAAUAAUAAUUUACAUGUUUACAAAAUAGAAUGGAACACAAAGUCUGAUAUGAUAAAAGAAAAAUAAAUUAAACUUUAUUGUGCAUUAAACAUUCUUUAUCUCUCCAUCUAGAAAGUGAAUUUCGCUAUGCUCGAUGGAAAAAAGCUGUGAUGAAGUCAAUGGGCUGGGAGACCUCUGAGCCUUCCUCCAAUGGAAAUGGUACAUUUAAUUUAAGUUAAAUAUGUUCUAAUGAAGUACUUCAUAUAUGGGCCUCAACAUAAUAUUUUUGGAUAAGCUUUUCAAAUGUAAAAUUUGUUGAUGCCUUUUGUUUUUUUUGUUUUUUUAGUAUUUAAUAUUUUUAGGGAUAUUCUAAUAUUUUGUUAUUUUUGGUAUAUUUAUAUAUAUUUAACAUAUAUUUUUCAUAUUAGAAUAUUUAAAAAUAAUCAUUGUAAAGCUUUAUCCAAAAAUAUUAAACCAUUUGAAAGGUUUAUCCCAAAAUUUUUAAAUUGAGGCUGUGUUUUGCUAUUGAAACUAUUGGAUGUAUAUAUAUAUAUUUUUUUUUUUUGUAUUUGUGUGUAUUUAAAUUGUUUUUAUGUCUGCAAUUUUCUGUGCAGUGCCAGUACUUGGCCACAUAAUAUUAACAUGCAAGGAAUUUAUUUUAACUUAUACUUUUACUACUACUUCUGUUUUACACUGUAGUUGAUGUCCGGACCAUGCAUGCACCAUGGUCCUUUUUUUCCUCCUUUUUUUGACUCCAAUGUGGAAUGCAUGGAAAAUGGCUCUCAAACACAGCAAGACAGCCAGAAACUCCAGAAGCUUGUUUAAGUCAAAAUGCAUUUAUUUAUCUCAGCCUUUUUGUCAUUAUGUUCCAAUAUUUUGAUUACUGUAUUGUGCAUUUUGUAUUUUUAAUGUAGGUCAAUAUGGUUGCUGGCUGCCUUUCUGAGUUUGAUAGUUGCUCCUGUCCUUGCCACUCUAUUCAUGUUAUACUCUACCGAAGCACAGUAUAUCUGACCACACGGCUGGUGCCGUCCAUCAUUCACCAUGCAUGAUUCACUAAUGCUUGAUCAUUACCUAAUGUACCAUACGUUCUUCAUGAGUCACCUUGAAGUCGAGGUGGUGGGAUUGCUGAAACUGUUGAAGCAUGAGUACACUGUUACAUUUGCUAACCGACUAUUAUAUUGUGAAUUGCAAACAUCAGAAAGUCCUGGAUGAGAGAAAGAGAUCUAUGUUCUAAUGCAGAUUCCAAAUAACCAGCACUCCGUAUGUGUCACAGAGCAUGUUUAAUGAAAUCGCUUAAUUAGCAUGGAUUUCAUAAUUAAGCCUGUGAUUUAACUAAAUGGUUGGCAUGCACAUAGUGUUUGGGCCUGCAACAUAUUGGGGUGUGUAAAUCUCGAGUCCUUCAUGGUCUAUUCUAUGAAUGAGUGACCUGUCCUUUGGAGGCAUUAUUUUCUUUGUGACCUCCUGUUCUGUUCCAGUAUGCUACAUCAGGCCGGUGCGGGUAUUGUAAUGCCACACACUAAGGAAAAGCCAGCAAAAAAGUUACACUCCUUGACCACAGAUCACCUUUUACCCUGCUAGACCAGCAGUGAAAAUAGGAUAUGAGUCCAUUUGGGCCUCCUAAGACUCUGGGACCCAGUCACAACUUAAUACCCACAAUUCCUAUUAAACUAGGGAAACACCUGCAGUAUUGUUGCCAGUGAGGACUUGUGUUUAAUUGGCAUUUUUUUAUUUUAUGUUUCUAUCUUUAGUAGGUGAAAAAUGUAAACAGCAGCUCUAAGUGCACAAGUCACCUAGUUAAGAACAGCAACAUGCAAAAACAAGUCUACUACUAGUAAAGGGUUUAUAAACAUACUUCUCAUACAGGGCCGGCCUUGGGGAUGUGCGAGCUGUGCACCCGCACAGGGCACAAUGGACCAGGGGGCACCAUGUGGCUGACACAGCUCGCACAUGGCCGGGUGACAGGAGGGCAGGGGAGCUAAAACAGGUACCCGGAUGGAGGAUUCCAUUAUUCUCCACCCUGGUCUAUAAAUAUUUUUUUUUUUUUAAUUGAGGGAGCAGGGCUUUCUGAGCAGUGUGGGCCUGGGUAAUACCUACCCAAAGCCCCUGGUAACUGCUGCAUAGGAAGAGGGAAGAAGAAAGGAGUCCCUGCUUCACCAACAACACUCCCCCUUCCAGCCAUAAUUCAAAGAGGUAAGUAUGUGUGACUGUUUACCUGUGUGUGUGACUGGCUGUGUGCGUGUGACUGCCUGCCUGUGUGUGUGUGACUGUCAUUGUGACUACCUGCCUGUGUGUGACUGUCUGUGUGACUACCUGCCUGUGUGCGCGACUGCCUGCCUGUGUGUGUCGCUGUAGCUGUGCCGUUGUGUGUGACUGCCUGUGUGUGUGUGUGUGUGUGUGACUGCCUGUGUGUGUGUGUGUAACUGCCUGUGUGUGUGUAACUGCCUGUGUGUGUGUGACUGCCUGUGUGUGUGACUGUGUGUGUGACUGUGUGUGUGUGUGUGACUGCCUGCCUGUGUGUGUGUGACUGCCUGCCUGUGUGUGUGUGACUGCCUGUGUGUGUGUGUGUGACUGCCUGCCUGUGUGUGUGUGACUCUGUGUGACUGCCUGUGUGUGUGUGACUGCCUGUGUGCGUGUGACUGCUUGCCUGUGUGUGUCGCAGUAGCUGUGCCGUUGUGUGUGUGUGUGACUGCCUGCCUGUGUGUGUCGCUGUAGCUGUGCCGUUGUGUGUGACUAACUGCCUUUAACUGUGUGUGUGUGUACCUAUCAGCAUGCGUGAGUGUCUGCAUGCCUGUAAUAGAGUGUGUAUGACUGUCUGCUUGUAAUGGAGUAUUUGUGACUGUGUGCAUAUAACGGUGUGUGUGACUGUAACUGUUUGUGAUUGUGUGCCUGUAACUGUGUGUUUGGCUCUGUGACUGUCUGCCUGUAACUGAGCAUGUCUGACUGUGUGACUGUGUGUGUCUUGUAGCAGGCUGGCCAGGUCUUGGGUCGUAAAUACCAGUAACCGUUCUUUCUUCAAAUAUAAGGAAAGCUUUAUUUAGCAAGCUGGCCCCAAUUGAGCCACCGCAAAACAUGAAACCAAAAUAACUCCUACUCCACACUGGAGACUAACUAACAUAGAGUACCCUUUCUGUGCUACUGGGCAGCUAAGCUGACCCCAGUAGUUUAACAAAUAAAAAUAAAGGCUUGCAAAAUACUUUUCUUUUAUUUAUUUUUCACACAGUUUCAGCAUUCUCUUUGACUCACAGUCUCUCUGUCUCCACCCCAGCUCUUCACAGGAGAGACUGAUUUCCCUCUGCAUAGGGUUUAUGUAGCUCCCUAAUUGAUGUACUAGAGCAACCUGAGUUUUAACCCCUCUCUAGUCAGGGAACACUGAAAGUGCCAUUCUUGGACUAAUAUAGCAGUGUUCCCUCACAAUGCCACAGACUGUUCUCAUAUAUCAUAAAAACCUCCUUUUGUUGCAAAAUAAUAUUAGCAUCCUAACUUCUGCCAUAAACCUUAAUAUUUUGCCGAAAAAAUUAACUAGUUGGUUUAAACAGUACAUUUUUAAUCGGCAGUUGAGACAUAUUCACAUUGGAAGCAGUUGCGUAUGUUAGUGUCAAGAAUUACAAAAUACAGAUUAAGGAACAGCACACACACAAAAAAAUACAGUUUUACAUUUUAUAACACUACUCAAAAUCGCCUAUUUUGGCAAACAAAUAUGGUGAUACAGUUGAUUUUCCCAGUAAUAUGGCCAUAUUGUGUUAAGCCCACCACUAUGUCUCAGUACAUCAAUAUCGGUGUGUCCUACACUACUAAUAUUAACAUGAGAGAUUAACGUGCUUCCAGAGACUCUCCUCAAUUUAUAUUUGCCUGUAGACACGUCCAUUGUUACAUCCUCCGAUUGGUCAGAUUUGUGCUACUGUAGUAAAAAAAAAAAAAAAAAUCACAAAAAGUUUGUUGGAAAAAAAUGUUAAUUUAGGUGAAAACCGCAUCUUUUAGUUACUCUGCCCCAAUGUCAGCUUGCCCAAAUGCAAUUCUGUUUCAUAUGUGUGUAUAUACGGUGAAAUAAAAAUGACUGCAUGUUUCUGUUUUGGUCCUGUCUGUGUGAUGCAUUGGGCAGUUGACUGUUCUUUGAAAUGUGUGUGUUAUAGUACCAAACAUGCCAGGGUACUUGGAUAUAAUAUCCUACCUCCCAACAUUUCAAAUGGACCAAGAGGGGACAUUUUAAUUUUGGAGUGUGAGUGGGGAUGUGGUCACGGGCGGGGCAGUUCUGAGAAAUUUUAGAUGACUUAGUAAUAACAAUUUAUGCAGCUGAAACUUAAUGUAGAACAAGAACAAUGUAUCUUAUAAACAUAGACUGAUUUCUAAAAUAAUUUAUUGUAGUUUAAGGAAACAUCACUGUUAGUAUUAUUGAUGUGACGCUGUUAUUUACUCACACACCAACAAUAUAGAGCACUUAGAAAAGAUGGACUGAGAAAUUUUGCUCAAAAUAGGGAUUAUCCGUCCUAAAUAAGAACACUUGGGAGGCAUGUAAUAGUGGAAUAGCCAGGUUCAGACAGUCAGCCAUUCUAAUACAGUGUGAAUUCAAGGUUAAAUACCACGAUGAUGAUGUAUAUAAUUGGCAACACAUCAAAUACAAAAUAAGUAUUUUACUUCUAUUGAUGGUCUACUGCAUAAUUGAAAACCAUUGUUUUUUAUUGACAUUGUAAUCAUUAAAGUAAGCUAGCAGCAGUAAUCUGUUCUUUUCUAAUAUCCUUUUAUUUUGAUUAACAAAAGUCCUUCCUGUAUUCAGACCAAAGCAUUUUCUGCGUUGUGGUACAGGAGUUAAAGCAAAACCAAGACCAGAUCAAAUUUAGAAGUCGAACCACAAUUAGAAAGUAAUACAUUAAAAAACUGUGUUCUCCAGGUAGUAAAUAUUCUAAUUAAAGUUGGUAGAGGAAAUACAAAGCAAGUGUUAAAACAAGUAAUGGCUAUUAAAAGUGGGAGAGAGAGAAAUAAAUGACAUUAUAUAUCUGCAGUCACUAUAGUCCGUGACAACUACUCUCCCUAGUAAUGUGGGUUGCUGACCUCACCUGCCACACGGCUCCAACACAUGAACUCUGUGAUGCUGGCAUUUGAUAUUUGGAUAUGUCUAGGGCUGCCUUAUCGAGGGCAUUUACCAAGAUCCAUGAACAACAAAAUUGCAUACAUGGUGGUUGGAAAUAGUGCUGCAGGUUGGGUGCACACGGGACUAGGAAUGUAUAAAUAUUACUUACAUGCCACUCAGAUAAUCAUUGGCCAAACAAGGUAUGAGUGGUGAGUGAGCAAAAUAAUUUAAAAAAAUGCCUUGGGCCAACUUGCAUUAAACGUGUCUUGAAUAUACUGUAGUCUUUAUCUAUGUAUAUGGACAGAAGUAGUGCAGUGAGUUUUUUUGUUUGUUUUUAAUUUAAUUAAAGAUUUUAUUUUCAGGAUCUUGUUAUGUAACCGAUCAGGUUUAUACUAGCCUUGUAGUACUCUUCAGAGGGCGAGUUUCUUUAUCCCUGAUUAGAAAUCAAGGCCUAGGUGUCCUCUGAGUUCAGAAACUGGAACAGAAUAACCGGAUUCUCAAUCCCAGAAAACCGUAACCAUAUAGUACCGCAUGUCAGCUAACUGGGAGUAUGAGACGCAAGGCACGUAGUUUCUCUGUUCAAAUGAUUCUACACUAUGAAUAAGCGCUGUCUGUGUGGCUGCAUGCUCUGUUCACUAAACGCAUUGGAGUUUCCCUCUGGUUGUUACACCACCUUCAUGUUUCUUGUUUGUUUGAUUUUUUUUCUGGAACUAAUCUCAAUAUAUACCAUCUUUGUUUAUAGAGAAUUCAAUUUUAAUAGCCAAUUAUAUCUUUCCGAUAUCCAGUUUAUUGGACUGUACUCAAGCAUGUAUUGAAAAGAACUCAAUAUUACUGUGUGAUGAAUUACUUUGUAAUUGUUUAUGGAAUCAAAGAAAAAAAAUGAUAGCAAAUCAGAUCAAUUGUUUUAAUAGAAGUUCAUAAGUUCACCUGAAAAAGACAUCUAUACAACAAACAUCUACUGCAAAUUAACCCGCUUUUUCUUUUCCAGCCAUUUUUUUUAUUUAUUUUUUUAUUUUAUUUUUUAAGAAUAGUAAUUGAGAAAUAAAUGUUCAAUAUAUAGAUACAUAUUCUAAAAAUCAAGUCCCAUAUUACUAGCCAGGCCUUAAAAUGCAUUCACCAAUGCAAGCCUGGAGGUUCCACUACACGCUUGAAAGAAGUGAAUUUUUGCGAGUCAUCGCAAGUGUAUAUAUCUAUUAUACAGAUCUAUAUCUUAAAGAAAGCCCAGCAUUAGGACUGAAACACCAACAUAUUGUAUUGCACUAUUCCUGCCCAGUUGAGCAGACUUUAAAAUGUGAAGAAUGCCCUUUUUUUAAAUCUCACUUUUUAUUUUAUUUUUCUUACAUAGUUUAUUUACAGGAGUUAGAGAGAAUUUACAAAGGAAUUUAAAAUUCUAAUUCACAAUAGGGAAACCUGUCCAACUCUUGCUAUUUUGGAGUAAAAUUUGCAAUUCCCUUGUCUGUUCCCAGUUUAGUGAGCCGCUUAAUUUUCAUGUCAAAAGUCCUCAAUGAUGUGUCAACCAGUAAAUAUAUACUUGGCCCAAAAUAUCACAUUUUAAUAAAUGCCACCAGCUGUUUUUUUUGUUUGGUGUUUUUUUUUGUGACAUGAACAGCAGUCCCUAGCUGUUAUACAAAAUGGCAAGUAGGGAUCGUUGCAAUUAUAUUUAGGGCGUGAUGAGUUUUAAUAUUUUGCCAUCAUCCGAAAUGACAAAUUAUUCAUGAAAAUGGCAGAAGGACAAAAAGCAUUGAUGGCAUUUUUUGCCAAAUGAAAUCCAAUGUACCAUCCCCAUUGCUGAAAUCUAUGCCAGCUUGGAAGUUUCAAUUUGUUGCUUGUUAUUUUUGUUGUAUAUUUGCAAAUUUCUGUAAUUUGAACUGUUCAGUAUCCUUUGUUUUGCUUGCUUUCACUGUUAUUGCUUGUAAUCAUUUUUUCCUGCUGUUCAUAUGGUUGAUUCUUAACCCACAUAUUCCAAUUUUUUAUUUUAUUUUAUUUUUUUUUGUAUAUAUUUUUCUCGCCCCCUGUCUUGCUUUCCUGGAAUCCUCUCCCGCUGGAUGACUGCAGGUGACUGGAGUAUCUUCUCUAGUCUGCCUCUUGGGCUUUAUAUAGUGAGUAGCAUGGUAAUGUUAAUCAGCGCAAAGUACAUUGCAGGUCAGUUAAUUCUUUUAUUUAGCAUUUAUGACAGUCUCUCUGCUUUUACAUAAAUGUGUUUUUAAUGGCAAUUUAUAUAAUUAGACUUCUUUUUUUUUUUUCUUCAAUCAUUUUAACUGUAUAAAACUAGCAUUUCAUUCUGAGAACAUUUUUGGUUGCAUUUUGCACUUGGCAGUUUUUGGGGAUAUAUAUAUAUAUAUAUAUAUAUAUAUAUAUAUCUUGGUAGGACAAUUGUUCUGAUCUUAUCUGUAACAAAAAUUGCAGACUAUAUUUUCCACAUGUGAAGAAAGAUGUUUGGCUAAAGUACCAAAUUUGUCACUUGAGGGUGCUGUUCUACAGAGUACGGUCUGAUCUAAAAUGCAUUCAAAUGGUGAUGUCAUUAAGUACAACAUUCCGUGGUGCAGAAAUACAAUUUAGUUCUUUUAUGGCAGUCAGGUGCUGGGUAAUGCUAUAAUCAGGUUUGCAAGUUGUCCUUCACAUUCAAUUUACUUCUAAUGGAAACUCCAAGUUCUCUGUGGGCAAACAGGGCAUAUUAAUUACUAUUAUCUUUACAAAUGUAGGGAUGGAUAAUUACUAAUUAAGCCAAACCAAAAUUCUUAAUUGAAUUGUUUUUCGUUCUAAAGUGACCUCAGGGCUUUCUGGUCCAGUUGCCAUGGUCUGCCCCUUUAUAGUAGUGGUAGCGGUACAUGAAGACCUGUGCAUCGUGUUUGCGCACAAUUUUUUUUUCCUCUCCCGUUUGAUGCAUUUUAGAUAAGCAAGUUUAGAGUUUCUCCAAAAAUGGAAACUGUCUGGCCUUAUGGGGGCUGGUCUGUAAUGCUGUCCGAUUUCAGCAUGCAGAAGGGAGUGUUACUACCUGGGAUUUGUGACCGAAGUAAUGUAGAUUGAAGGAAAUUGCCUCAGAAAGUCUAUUUGGGACUCAAGGCCCUAAAGUACUAAGGUGCAUUAUAUCGAUGGUUGCAUUUCUAUAUAAUCUACUUAUUUUUCAGAAUAUUAGUAUGUUUAUGCACCAUAGCAUUGUCACCAAUAACUCUGCAAAUGGCUCUUACAGAGGCGGUUACUUUAACCCCUUAAGGACGGAGCCAAAUGUACACGUUGUGAACUAAACAAAAUGUAAACAAAACCUGGCAUUUGCGCUACACGUCUGUCCAACCGUAAUACACCUCUUUCAUAGUAAAUGCACCCACCCUUAUUAUAUAUCAUUUUAUUCAGGGGAAACAGGGCUUUCAUUUAAUAUCAAAUAUUUAGCUAUGAAACAUAAUUUAAUAUGAAAAAAAUGGGAGAAAAUACGAUUUUUUAAAAAAUUUUUAGUUCUACAUGACAUUUUAACGGUCAAUGUCAUAAUACUGUUUGCUUUUACUGCAAUAAAAUACACAUAUUUGUAUUCAGUAAAGUCUCACGUGUAAGACAGUACCCCCUAUGUACAGGUUUUAUGGCGUUUUGGGAAGUUACAGGGUCAAAUAUUGCACGUUACAUUUAAAAUUGAAAUUCGCCAGAUUGGUUACGUUGCCUUUGGGACUUUAUAGUAGCCCAGGAAUGAAAUUUACACCCAUAAUGGCAUACCAUUUGCCAUAGUAGACAACCCAAGGUAUUGCAAAUGGGGUAUGUCCAGUCUUUUUUAGUGGCCAAAGUUAGCGUUAGUAUUUGUUUGUGUGAAAAAUGCAAAAGAACCCCGCCAAUUUUGGCCAGUGUUUGUGACUAAGUGGCUACUAAAAAAGACUGGACAUACCCUGUUUGCAAUACCUUGGGUUGUCUACUAUUGCAAAUGGUAUGCCAUCAUAGGGGUAAUUUUCAUUCUUGGGCUACCAUAAGGUCUCAAAGGCAACGUAACCAAUCUGGCGAAUUUUAAUGUGAAAAAAAUGAAACGCAAGCCUUAUAUUUGACGCUGUAACUUUUGAAAACACCAUAAAACCUGUACAUGAGGGGUACAGUUGUACUCGGGAGACUUCGCUGAACACAAAUAUUUGUGUUUUCAAAACAGUAAAAAGUAUCACAGCAAUAAUAUCGUCCGUGUAAGUGCUGUUUGUGCAUGAAAAAUGCAAAAAACGUCACUUUUACUGGCGAUAUCAUCGUUGUAAUACAUUUUACUGUUUUGAAACACUAAUAUUUGUGUUCAGCGAAGUCUCUCGAGUAGAACAGUAUCCCCCAUGUACAGGUUUUAUCGUGUCUUAGAAUGUUAUAGGGUUAAAUAUAUUGCUAGCCAAUUAAAUUCCCUUUACUUUCGGCAUGGGUUGUCAGGCAGGUCCCUCUAAUUGUAAUUAAUUAAGAUACCUAAUAAUGUAAAAAUAUUACAUAAAUAUAUAUGUAGAAUUAAUAUAUGUAUAUAUAUAUAUAUAUAUAUAUACGUAUGUGAAUCUAUAUGUGUAUAUCUAUAUAUAAUUUUUUUUAAAUAUUUUUAUUUAUAUAUAGGUAUAUAUAUAGUGAUAUAUACGUAUAUAUUUAGUAUGUAGAUAUAUAUAUUAUUUCGUUCUACGUGUAUUUUGAUAUAAAUAUAUAUAUUAUCACAAUACAGUUAGAACGAAAUAACACACAUCUAUAUAUUUAAUUAUUUUUUUAAUUAUUUUUUUAAUUUUAUUUUUUAACUUAUUUACAUAUUUUUUUUUUAUAUUAUAUUUAUAUAUAUAUAUAUAUAUUUAAUCAGUAUCAGUCUACGUGUAAUUUGAUAUAUAUAUAUAUAUAUAAUAUAUAUAUAUAUAUAUAUAUAUAAUUUUUUUUUUACACUAAUACAUUUUAUUUUAAUUUUAUUUUCAGCCAGCAGGGGGACCACCUGUCAUUACAGGCAGCCCCCCUGCUGGCAAUGAAGGAGGCAGCCUACCUGGCUAUGUGAUUGUGGGGUCCUCGCAAGGACCUCACUCUCACAUGGCCGGGGGUCACCGGAGGAGGAGGAUCUACCGUGGGGGGGCUCCCUGGGAGUCCCCCCCACCACGAUUGCCAGCGUGGGACCGCCGGCGACCAGGUAAGUAGGCAAAAACCGGAGGACGUACAAUUACGCCCGGCGGCGUUUAGAGCCGCCUAAAAUAGAGCGUAAUUGUACGCCCUCCGGUCAGAAGGGGUUAAAAGCAUGAGCACUGUCAGUAUUCAAACAAUUUGAAGACUUAUUGAUGUCUGGUUUUGUAAUUAAUUCAGAAUAAGACUACCUAACGUUUAUCUAUCUAUCUAUCUACAUCUCAUACUCUUCUACAAGAUCCAGCGCACACACUCACUAAACACCAACUUUAAAGCUCACAUAAUUUAAGUUUUUUUGUUUUGUUUUGUUUUUAAACACCUAACUUAAGCAAAAUUGGGGGUUUAGUUACAUUAUAUGAUCAUUAUUAUUAUUGUUAUUAUUUAUAUAGCGCCAACAAAUUCCGUAACGCUUAACAGUGGGUGGACGAACAGACAUAUAGUUGUAACCAGACAAGUUGGACACACAGGAACAGAGGGGUUGAGGGCCCUGCUCAAUGAGCUUACAUGCUAGAGGGAGUGGGGUAAAAUGACACAAAAAGGUAAGGAUAGUAUUAGACUAGUGACAGUUGCAAGAGAGGAAUCAGUCGGGAGCUAUUAACAGUUUAAUGGAUACGCUUUUAUGAAGAAGUGGGUUUUUAAUGAUUUUUUGAAGGAGUGGAGACUGGGUGAGCAUCUAAUGGAGGAGGGAAGUGAGUUCCACAGGAACGGUGCAGCCCUAGAGAAGCCUUAAAGGCGAGCAUCAGAGGUGGGAGUAUGGACAGAAGAUAGACGUAAUUCUUCAGCAAGGCAUAAAUUACUGUUAUAUCAUGUGAAAUAUUUGAUAAUGUGGCAUUUUUAGAAAUAAACCUGUUUUGCCAAGUAAUUAUGUAAAAAAAACUUAUUUUAUGGGAAAAUCAAAAAAAGGGAAAAAAGUUGCCUUAAUUGACAUGGUUGAAGAUAAAUGUCUUCAUGUAAUUUAUUAUUAUUAAAUCAGUUGCAAUGGUAGGUUUCUCUGUUUAUACCACAGGCAAGAGACUCAUCGAUGUAAUCGCUAACAUGGACACGCUGUGCACCAUGUAGGGCCAGUAAUGCAUGACCACAACCACUUUUGUCAUUUUUUUUGUAAUACCUUUUUCCAGUUUAUGUUCAGUUUUAUUACAAUAUAGUUUUUUCUGUCUGUCUCUCAUAUCUACUGUGGAUGGACUCAUAAGUUUUUGAUUAGAAAACCAUAUAAUCUUACAUAAAUGUAUGUCUGACAUAAUUAGGAUAGAAGUUAAAACAAUUAUAUUAUUUCAGCACUUGCUCUUAGAUGGCCAGAUUUCAUUUCAAAGGGAAGAAACUUAAAUGUAAAUAAAAAUAAACACAUUCUCUGCAACAUUAUGUUUACAGUAUCUAAGUGUCAAUGCUUUGUAAUGGGCUUGAUUCGCGAAGUCAGCCUUCAUGCUACUAACAAACUUGGCGGCGUGAGGACCCAGUCACAACCCCUGUUGCAAGACCACAGCCAGGAAGGAUUAUGAGAUGCUACCUCUUCCUAGGUGCUGCAUGCACACCUCCGGCUCCGUGCUGUCCCAGCUCCUUCAGUGUCUGUGUGUGUGUAGCUUGACAGGCAGUGGUACAGAUCACUAUCUAUCUGCCCCCAGCAGCCUCUCACACAGGAAAUACCUUGCAGGAGGAGCAUUACUAAAUACUGUAUAUACUGGAGCACAUUGAGUGAUGCACUCUGUAUAACAGCUUCUGCAGUUCUAAAAUCAGUCCUAGCAGCAUGACUUGACUAGAGAAGACAAAAGGGUCAGUAUUUUGCAACUAACAUUUCUAACUCAACAUGCCCAAAACCUAAGCAAACCUUUUACUUUCUCCAAAUGUAAGCACUCAAAGACUAAAUCUAGAAAAAAUGCCUCAAUCCUAGGUUUAAAUCCUCUUAACUAUUGUUAUUUACUAAAGUGAGAGUUUAGAGUGAAUUAAAAUAUAAGACCAGAGAAGCUGAAAUUAGAGCAUAUAUGCCUUUGAGAUUUUUUCCAGUUUGGCUAUUUUGACUUUAAACUUGAAUGUAAUUUAAAUUUUCACUUUAGAGAAUAAACAUGUGUGCCCCAAUACUAAAAUUAUUCCUAAACCCAAUAAUCUUAAGCACCCCUUAUACCACAAGUGUAAUCCAUCCCAAGCGUUUAAGAAUCUUGACACUAAAUAUGUUAUGUAAUGGAAAAAUAGGAUGUUUAGCCCUCUCAAAGUUUAACUCCAGCCCCUUCACCCUAACCACUAAAAUGAAUGAAAGGGAUCCUAAAGUGCCAGGAAACAAAGCCUUUUUCCUGGCACUGUGGGUUUGAAAGAUCCCCCUCAGCCACCCCUUCUUCAGGUAAAAAUCCCUUCAGCCACUUACCUGAAGCACUUGGUCAGUCUCCACCCAUGCUUCUCCCCUGCUGACAUCAGCCGGCAGGGAGACCUAAUGCGCAUGCACCGCAAUGGCCGCGCAUGCUUUAGAUUUCUCCAUAGGAAAGCAUUAUUACAUGCUUUCAUAUGGGGAAAAUCUGGCGCUGGAGGUCCUCUUGCAUCAGAUUAUGGACCAAAGGUCCGCUUUGGUUCCGGAAUUACCCCAAGUUGCUGUCUGGUAGACAGCCACUGUGGGCAGACUUAGAGCUGCAAUGUAAACAUUGCAGUUCUCUGGAACCUCAGUGCUUACAUUGCAGCACUAAAUGCAAUAGGGACACAGCACCCAGACCACUUCAAUGAGCUGAAGUGGUCGGGAUGCCUACAGUGUCCCUUUAAUAUCAUCUUUACACUAAAUGCAGUUACACAGCUGCAUAUGCACAGACUGAAACCUAAUACAUUACCAGCAGACACAUGCACAUACAUUUUAAGUUGUUGUAUAUGUUUAAAUGGUGUUUUGUGUUUAGAUGUUUUCAUGUCUGCAAUGUUUGGUUAAAGGAACACUAUAAUGUUAAAACUGUCUUUACUCAUUUUUAGGCCUAAGUGUGUGUUGGUUCAUUUAAAUUUCAGGGCCAUCUUUUUUAUAUUUAAAAAAGAAAAAAAAAAGUUACAUGUAAAAUAACCUUUUACUCACCUGUAAUCCAGUACAGUCUUUUUAUGCUCAUUCUCCUAUGCUAAUGUCAUCCGACUUGAUUACAUUUUUCCAAUAAAAUGCUUCUCACAGAGAAGCACUGAAUGUUCAACAUUCUUAUGCGAUGUAUUGAUAGCAUUGAAUGUCAAGAAUGAGUUUUAGCUGUUUCUGUACACUGGAGCACAAUCUAAUGGGUGUUCGGGUGAAAGUCACUAGAAGUGUGUUUAGCCAUGCAAUGUAAACAUGUUUUUUACAUUGUGGGAGUGAAUCGGCAGGAUCACUGCACCAAAAUCAUUUCAUCAAGAUUUUAACGCAUUUAUCAAAUUAACACAAUGUCUUUUGGGGGGGGGGGGGAGAACCAGGGACCCUUAGAAUCUGUGUACAGGCAACUAACAUGAACAUCCAGGGCUGCCUAGAACCAAGUUGUUUCAGAGGGCUUUACAUGAGGUCAAUACUGCCAUGUUUGUCCACAGAUAAUGUCGUUGCUAUCAGUCAUUUAUGUGACAUUUCGUCAUUAGUUGUGUUUUGUUUUUUUAUGGAAAUGUUCUCAUUUAGUAAAUUCAAGAUGGAAGCUGUGGAAUUUUUCAAUUUACAUCUUUUUUCUGCUUGCUAGCAUGAGAGAACCUGCACAAGUUAUUCACAAGGUGUAUAGCUUUGCAUCUCAGAUAUGUUGUGGAGAGUCAAAUUAUGUUUGCAAAUAAUUGUACUUAUGAUGAGCAUCUAAAACUUAUUUUAAAAUCAAUAUUUUUCACUAGACAUAUGUUAAUUUCCUCUUAGAUUAGAACCUUUCUUUAUAAGAUAAAUGGAAAAUUCUUCUUAGAUUCUUCAUAUUUACUUAAAUUCUUCAUAUUCAGUUAAAGAAACGCUAUAGGGUCAGGAACACAAACCUCUAUUCCUGACCCUAUAGUGUUAAAAACCCUAUUGGGGCUCCCCUUGACCUCCUAAAUAUAGUAAAAUAUUGCCUUUAUUCCUCUGGCUCUGCCCCUAACUGCCUCAUUGCUUGGCAUCAUCAGAAGUUCUAUUAUCAGCCAAUCAAAAUACUUUCCCAUAGGUAAGCAUUGGAUUGGCUGAGCUUGUCAAUUUUGAUGCUCUCCACCAAGGAGGGAGGCUGGAGAGGGGAACAUUGAAUCAAUACAUCUGAGUAAAGUUCAGUGUUUCCAUGCAGCACUGCCCCAGGAAGCACAUCCUGUGGCCACUGGAGGUGUCUCUAGGUUUUAAUGUAAACACUGUGUUUUCUCUGAAAAGACAGUGUUUACUGGAAAAUGCCUGCAGGGCCAGUCUAAACUCACCAGAAGAGCUACAUUAAGCAAUAGUUGUUCUGGUGACUAUAUUGUCCCUUUAAGAUAUGUCUUACAUUUGAAUAUUACAUUGUCUACUUGUGAUCUAUAUAAAUGUAUACCAUUGAGAAUAUUCUUUGAAACUAACUUAAUAUUUUUUUCUUUUUUAUAUAUACAUUUUCUUUUAGGUGGGAAAUAGCUAUUCCAUUGUCUACUCUUUCCUAUUGGUUAAUGGUUGUUUUGGAAUUCUUCGUUUGCCACUAUGAAAAUGGGAUUUUGUGCUACUGAGUAAAAUUGCCAAACUUGAAACAUAGGACUAUAGGAAUCUAGUCCUCCAAUUACAGCUGCUACAUCUGUGUUUGCAGUUAGAGGAACGUUCAACUUGUUUCUUAACGUUUUUAUGGACACAGUAUUGUAGCCAGUCACAGGAUAAUUCUAAAUCACUCUGAUGAAAAUGUAGAGAAUUCUAACUGCAGUGAUUUUUCACUAGAUGUCUUAUGGGGAUUCAUUUGCACUUGAAGGUUCUUAAUCAAAUCCUCAGGGUCAUUGACCUUUUCGGACAUUAGACUAGGAAAAUAAUUGUACAGAUAUUUUUGAAGAUACUGUAAUAUUUUGAAUGUUAAUUUAAAUUAACUCGUUAGACUAAACUAAUUAUAAUUGGAAUUUAAGAAAUGGGAAAAUGGUGAUUUAUUAUUUUAAAUCAUUCAUUUUAAAUUUAUAUUGUGUUUUGUUUUUUUGGCAAAAGGUGGUAUGUGUGUGCUUGUAUGUAUAAUACAUUGUGUGUAUGUGUAUAUAAAUAAUAUGCAUACAUAUAUGCCCGCAUUUUCUAACAUAUAAUUAGGCCAAAUGUGGUUAAGUAGUUAUUGCCAGGGGAGUAGCAGUUCCAAACAUUUUAGAUCAGUGGUUCCCAAACCAUCUUCACGACCCACCAACAGUCCAGGUUUUGUCAUUAUCUCUAUUGUAAUAAAAAAAAGGGAAAUAAAUAAAUCCUGGAUUGUUGGUGGGACGUGAGUACUGGUUUGAGAACCACAGUUUUAGAUCAUUUCAUAACCUGUACAUAGACAUCACAUACUAUUGUAUUUUAUUUACACACACUAAUUUUUGAAUGCCUUUAAAUUAAAUUGUUGAGCUUUUUGAUUUAAUUAUACACAUCAAUAUUCCUGAGCUCUGGAGAAAGUAGGACACUAAGGUGGCAAACAGGAACACUAGGAUAGAUAAGUAGGACCGAAGGAUGAUAUGUCCACCUACUUCCUAAAGGUACACUUGAUAGUUAUACAUGCCUGAAUCAUACACUUGUUUAAUUGUACAAAUGUAUGAAGGGGGCAUAAUUUUAUUGCUUUUGUAAAAUGCAAUAAAAAUACCUUCAUAAUAUAAAUUUUACUGUUUUCUGAGCACGGGUGAUUUUAAAAACAUUCACUCAGGUAUUUAUGGUGGUGUAUCUGAUCUGUGCUAAUGCACUUAGACACCACUGGUUUAACUAUAGAGCUGCAAUAGAGAUUCUAUUGUGGGGGUAUCACAAGUGCUCUUGGCACUUCCUUUGCAAAUGUCAAUGGUGGGAACUAGAGUUUAAAGUGUUUAAGAUUCUUGUUUGUACAGCCUAUAGACUAUGUUGGGUCUUUUAUAAAUAAUAUAUUUCUUCAAAGUGUGUCUGCCCUCCUAUUAAUGUUGUCGAGUGGAUGUCGCAAUGUUCUGGUUGCAUGUUUACCAUAAGGUACCAAAAAUAAUGAAAUGGUUUGGUCACACGAUCUGUAAUGAAGGGAUACAUGACCAACACAAAGUAAAGGUUUAAAGUAUUGUGGUUAGGGGCCUUGUUGUGUUGUAUUGUUUUUGGAGCUGUAUUCCAUGUGCUUACCAAGAGACACAGAAAAUGGUAGAACCAGAGCUGUUGCUUGUUAAAAUAAAAUGGGUAAAGUAAGGUCUCGGACUAUGCUCUGAUCAGAGUUAUCUAAAGAAUUUACAAGUAGAGCAUGUCUGAAAAGAGGACGCACUGGAAUAUUCAUUCAUAUUAAGAGUGGAUGUAGUGCCCAUAAAGAUCGUAAAUUGGAUGGACUGAAAUGAAAAGAUCUUUAUGGGCCCUUUCUAAAUCUCAAGUUUGGAGGACCCAACCCUCUUUGUAAUAAUACAGGUUGGAUAUCAUUACAGUGACACAAUUGUCUGUAUUGGCAUUUAAAAUAAAAAUUUUCUCUUAGAGCAUUGUUUAUGAUGACAGGCACCACUACAGAGCAGGGUCCACUUCUGCAUCCAGUGCUGCAAGAAAGCUCAGGUACAGCAAUUCACCUUAUGGAGUAGGCUAAAGGUUAAUGAGGACUUGGUGACAGGGGAUACCUGCCUUCAAGAGUUAAAGUUCAUCAGACUCAUUCAAGCAUUUGCUGGUUCUUAAGACGACCUAGCCACAAAAUAAUUCUCUCAGAAACACACCUUUACUUAACUGGGCUGCUGUUUUGAAAGAUGGCUGUCUUUAAAAAUAUUCUCUGCAAUCAUUAUUUAUCUGUUAUGUCUUUUGGAUUAAUGGCAAUAAAUAUAUUUGUUAAAUAUG